Messenger RNA from Podarcis lilfordi (Lilford's wall lizard), 75249 nucleotides. NCBI's taxonomy places the organism in Eukaryota, Metazoa, Chordata, Lepidosauria, Squamata, Lacertidae. The record is from the annotation of a GenBank genome assembly.
GCCUUCCCUUGAACGAGAACGGAAGUGACUCUGGAGGGAUAGCAACGGAGGCGGUUGCUAACGAGGGAUGCGGAGAGGGCGAAGGCGGACCGGAGGAGGAGGAGGACUGGGCAGCUGUGAGUUGCUGGAUUGGGGCCUCCGGCGGAGGGAAGGGGAGGGGAAGUAUGUCUAGGAAAUGGGUGGUUUUGUAGGGGGUUUGGCUCUGAGGUGGCAAGGGGAGAUUUUUAUGCAAAUUUAAACUGCAGUGUAUGUAAAUGUAUGCAUAUUUAGGCUGGGAUUUGAUAUGGUGCUUGUUUUUGCAUAGGGUGAUUUGAUAGCUGGUACCUCUUUUUAUUUUUUUAAAAAGGGAAUUGGCUUGCAUUUUAAUGAUGUUUUUGCUUUUGAUGUUUUAAUUAGAUACUGCACAUCUUAAAAUCGAAAUAAAUUAGUGUGUGUAAAUGGCUUCUUAUUUAACUCAUUUGAAAAGUUGUUGGAUUGUUUGUUACCCUCCACAUCCCCACCGUCAAGCCAUUCUAAUGUUGUAUAUUGUAAGUUAAGAAAAUAAAAUGUUACCAGUAAAAAGGAAGGAUGUAUUUGUUGCUCAUUGUUACUAUUUAAUGUAACAAUGUUUUUAAAGAAGGGGAAUCCUCCCAAGGUAGCAUACGAUUAAAAUGCAACACUGUAAGGAAUGAGAAUAAAAGAACUGAAAGCUAACUUUUAUUUAUUUAGCUUCUUUUACCCUGCUCUUCAGCAAAAAAAAAAGGCUCCCAGAAUGACUUGCAUAUAAUCAUUUAAAACAAGACGGUUAAAAAGUUUUAUUGUCUAGCUCUGUAAAGCGCUUAGGUGUUUCUUGCAGCUAAGCAGUAUAUAACUUUUGUUCAACAAAAUGAAAUAAAUGAUACAAAAGGGAAAAAUGUGAGGAGGGAGGAGGAAAUGAGCAAACUUGGGCAUGUUUCUUAAAGUGAAAUAGUGGGGGAGCGGGAGGUUUCUCUAGUGAACAGGCAUCAGUAAAAAUAAACAUCCAGAGCACUACCACCAUAUAGUUCAUAAUUAGAGCAAAAACAACCAGAAGAACAAAACCAUUUUUUUUCCAAAAAACAGGAACAAGUGAGUGUUCAGAACUUUCAUAGGAAUAUAGACCCAUUGGUCCAUCUAGCUCAAUAUUAUCUACACUGACUGGCAGCAGUUCCAGAGGGUUUCAGGCAAGGGUCUCUAGUGGUGUAGUGGUAAGAGUGUAAGACUAGGACCUGGGAGACCAGGGAUCAAAUCCAUGCUCAGCCAUGAAGCUCACCAGUGACCUUGGGCUGGUCACAAUCUCUCGGCCUAACUUGCCUCACAGGGUUGUCAUGGGAAUUAAAUGAGGAGGUGGGGAACCAUGUACGCCACCUGAAGUCUUUGGAGAGAAAGGUGGGAUAUAAAUGCAAUAAAUAGUAAAUAAAAUAAAUAUCUGGAGAUUCAAGGGAUUGAAUUUAGGACCUUCUAAAUGCUCUGCUACUCAGCUACAGCAUUUUUCUUAUUAUCUGACAUGUUCCAAGAUAUAUAUCCUGACCCCAUGCUGCAUUUUUUUUAACUCUCCUUGUUGUCACACAAACAUACCAUGCAGCUAAAAUAUCUCACUCGGGUAUUUAAACUGUGGUUUUAGUUGUUUUAAAGCUUUGUGCCUCUUGUUUUAUUAUUGUAUUUUUACGGUGCUAAAAUUGGCAGUACGAAAACCCAAAUAGGCUCCAGGUAGUAUAUAAAUGUUUCAGAUAAACAUAUGUGGGUGUGAAGCCUAAAGCAAGCAAUGUGAAUAAACAACAGUUUAAUUAAAGCAACAGAAUACGGUGUAAAGUGUUUGCCUGGCACUUAAAAAAUUGCAAGGUAGGUACCAGGUGAGCUCACUGCAAAGGAGAUAGGGCACUAAAGUUGAAAAUGCCCUCUCCCUGUUUGCAAAUUGCCACCUGCCUUGUCUCUGACACCAGAGGUAUCCAGCAGAGAGUACUGAUACAGUUCUAUCCUUAUGUUAUAUAAAAUUAGGGUCACCCGACUGACAAAAAUUGUGCCAUGUGAAUCUGUGCAUGUUUGCACAGAAGUAAAUCUAAUUGAUUUCAGUGGGACUUAAACCCAAGUAGGUUUGCAGCCACAAUUAAUUGUAUGAAGGUUUCCAUGUAAUCCAAUAUGUGUUUUCUCAGAAGCUAGUCCUCCAAUCAGUGGGGAAGACUUUCAAAUAGACGACUCUAGAAUCUCACCCUUGAUCUAUUCAAAUUGUGGCUUUCUGGAACCUAUUCUGCAUUGUGCAGUACUGUAUGUCUAAGAAAAGCCCUGCUGGAUCAGACCAAAGACCUGCCUGCUCCAGCAUUCUUUUCUCACAGUGGCUAGCCAAAUGCCCAUGGGAAGCCUAUCUGCAGGACAUGGGAACCAUAGCACUCUCAUGCUUGUAUAACCAGCAAAUUAGGUCCAAGGUUAUUGAAGCACAAUAUUGGCUUGUUUUGUGUGCUGAAACUACAAGCCCUUUGAUUCAUGUAGCCCUGUUGACUUUUUUUUUUUUACAAAAUCAAGUACACUCUACAUGGGCAUGUGUAUCUGGAAUUAAGAGCUGCAAAAUCUACAUUAAAAAAAUUAAACUAUAUGAAUGAAUAUGAUUAUAUGCCAAACAACUUUUAAAAUAGAACUUUAUGAUGCCCCUGGUGUUGUGGUUUCUGUGUGGUGAAGAUGAAAUAAAAGAGUUCUGCCAGAAUCUGUCAUUACUUUUCACACUCAUUUAAUCUCACGUAAUUUACAGUGUGCGAUGCUUGUGCAAUUUUAUGUUACAGAGAGAAUCUUUCUUUGGGUUUUGUCAUCCACAGCUCAGUCAUGUCUGCUGCAGCUGACGAAACAUCAGAGGAUCUACCGGUGAGAGACAUAGGUCUAAAUCUCAUAGGGCUACAAGGUUUGUUCCACUUCUUACACAUUUUAAUUAGCUGGCUCCUUUGAAAGGAAAAAUUUAUCCAGAGGGUCAAGGAAACUGAAAAGAGGGUCUGGACUGAGCACUCCUGGAGAGCAUACCUAGGCUUCCAUGCCUGGGGCUGCUAGUUGUAAUACAGAACACCUUCAGGUUGUGGAAGCCUGGCAAUAGAGUCUGGAACACAUGUAUUCACAGCAUUAGUAGUAGUAGUAGUAGUAGUAGUAGUAACAACUAUCUGGGCUCUUCCCACUCCCUGGGGUUCUACUUGCCAACCACCACCCCCACCAGGUCUGCCUGGAUUUGCUCUACGCUGGUGACUGAAUUGGGAACAGCUCCCUGCAUUCAAAAGAAGUUCCCCUGAACACGUAUAGAGCUCUUAACCCCCACUGGGUAAAGAGCAGCCAGCAACAGGUCAGCAAGGCAGGUGAAGUGGAAGUGGACCAGGGAACUGGCAGACUUUCUCACUAAUUUUGCCUGGUGUCCUUCAGUCCCUGCCUUUAGAACCUCGCUAAACAUUAUGGCGACAGUCUAGUGCAAAUAUACUAUAAAGAGAAAUAAUUUUAUACCAUUUUGUGUUCAGUUGUUAUUAAGGGCAUUUACAACAAUCAAAACUUGUAAUAGAGGCUGUUCUGUAGAAUAGGUGCUAUCGCAGAAUAGGCCUGUUGAUGAAUAGCCAUGUGAUGGACUUCAGAAGGCUGUGGCACAGUGAACAGCUCUUGCUCCAAUUUCAGGACUAGCCUUAAAUGCAUCCCCACAUAGAGUGCAUUACAAUAGUCUUGUCUCUGUGGUUACCAAUGCAUGCAUGGUUCAUUGUGGCCAAGUCAUCCCUGUCCAAGAACAGUUGUAGCUGGCAUACCAGCCAAAGAUGAUCAUAGGUGCCCCUUGCCGCUAAGGUGACCUGAUCCCCUAGUGCCAGCGAUAGAUCAAGGAGCAUCACCAUGCUACAUAACUUGUUCCUUCAAAGAGAGCCCAGACCCAUUCGGAAUAGGGGAAUUGCCUGCAUCCCUUGCCCACAGGGCCUCAAAUUUAAAAGGAUUCAUCAAGUUUAUUGACCCUCAUCUAGUCCAUUACUGCAUUCAGGUCACGCACAGUCAUUCUUGACUCCUCCUCAAACAGAGGACUAGAGUUGUCACUAUACUGAUGACCUCAUGCCCCAAAUCUUUUAAUGACUGUCUUUUGCCAGUUACACUCUAGUCAUCUUCCAAUCACCCAGGGCUCCACAGAAGACAUGAAGCAAUUUAUGUUCCAACAGCAACUGAGAAAAUGGUGGUAGGGCCCAUAUUCAGCAAGUUUCUGAUAUGCGUAAUCCAUAUGGUCCCUUAGACAUCCUCUCUGUUGCAGAGCCAUCAGUGGUCCUAAAUGUCAAGGCUCGACAUGGGAUUUCGCGAAUCAGCCGAGAGGAGCUGGAAGACCAAUACUUUCGCUUGCACGAGGAGAACCUCUUACUUAAGCAACAUGCACAUAAGCAAGAAGAUAAAAUUAAAAGGUCAGACUUCCUUCUCUUCUUCUAAAGCAAAAGUUUGGGGACCUUUGCCUCUCAGUGGAAUGGUAAAAGAUAAGCCUGGGUUACGUAAGCUGUUUACAUACUUUCAGCUAUUAUUAUUAUUAUUAUUUAAUACAUUUAUACACUCCUCAAUACUAAGAAAAUUUGUAAGUGGUUCAUAUAAUAACAAUAUUUUUUUAUACACACACACACAGAGAGAGAGAGAGAGAGAAACUCAGCCAUUUAUGUGGGAUGCAACACCCUUUCUGCAACUUAACUGGUCUUUAACCUGUUUUCUCCACUGUUACAAUUGGCUUUGAUACUCAUUCUCAUUGUAAACAGAUUUUUCUUUGUUUCUGCUACACAUUUGAGAACAGCCCUGGGUUUUAACUACUCUCCUGGUUGCUGUAGCCUCUUAGGAAUUUCCUCCCAUGAAAUGAGUGGACUCCCACCCACAGGUGGGAAGGAUCACUCAGUCUCGUCUAUCAACCUCCUGCUGUACAGUAGCUCAAGAUCACUCCUAAGCAUCCAGCAUAAGAACCAAGAGGGCUGGCUGCAGAGAGAAGGAGCAUUACUUUCCUCCGUCACCAACCUGUUGUGUUUCUAUGCUAAACAAACUGCUGGCAAAUCUCCAGGGUGCCUAGUGUGGAUAUAUGGUGAGUUGGGGAGGAGAAGUGGCACAAUCCCUGCCUUUGCUGCCAGCUUGCUGGGCUGGGCGUGCAGGAGACAAAACCCCAUACUGAAUAUACAACAUCAGAAUUGAGUGAGUAGGCAGCUGUGGCUUUAUUCUUCCACUGCCAGUCCACUACAGUUCUGUGCUGGGUGCACAGGAGGUUAACCACCUUGCUGUUCACUUGGAAUAGACACCAGGCAGGCUGCUGGAGGAAGCAGGCAGCACUGAUUCACUCUCCUGCUUUUUACUCCUAAGCAGAACUAGCUUAGGCGGAACAGAGCAUUCCAUCCACCUUGUACCAGCCCCUCCAUGAGUAAAAAGUAGGUGAUGAGGAAAGAACCAAACAAAACACAAGCUAAUAACUUUUGGGGGCUAUUUUACAAGGCUGCUUUAGAUAAUAGCUUACAGGCGAGUAAGUUAUUCUGUGACAUCUCAAAGCUAUUAACUUCCUCCGCAUGUAUACGUUUGUUCUUUCAAAUAAGAAGAUUGUCAGUAUACUGUACUGAAAUAAAGGAAAGCAUUUCAAACAAAUGAAGUGCGUCUCUAUUUUCAGUCUCCCGUCUGGAUCUCUUAAAAUGAAAAAAGCCUCCCUAUAAAGUAGAUACGGCUCUUGAAGAUGUGCGACCAAUUUUGUAAAGUCUUGAACUUCUCUCUUCCAUCAAAGCCACCUUUUCUUUCUUUGUAUGCCAAGUCCUUCCCCGAACCCCCCACCCAAGCCACCCCACCCCCACCCCACGCCAACCCUCUGCAACCCUAUUCAUUGCUGGAAGUGUUUUCUGCUCUUGUAUGUUACAUCACCCCCAUGUGCCCUCUCUGUCUUUUGUUCUGGCUUCCCCAUGUUUAUCAAAACUAAGAGAAAUCAAAGGUACAACUCUUGAGAUGCCAAAAGCAAAAUUUGUAUCCUUUUAAAGCUAGAUGAAAACCAUACCUCCUGCAUCCAAUUAUAUCCCACGGCUAACUGUUAAACCUCUCUUAAGCACGCUGGUAUUAUUUGCUAAGCGUAAGAUGUAGCAAGGCGACAUGAGCUAUUAAAGGCCUGCCUUUGAGCCUGCCCACCUACUUGUUUUUAGAACUGAAAUUCGGGGGGGGGGCGGUCCUCCACUUUUGCACUCAAACUGGAAGCACUACAUCAAUGGAAUGUGUUACAUAUUGUAAGCAUGCGUUGGAUAGCUUAAUAUCAUAUGGGACUGAAGCUUUUAUACGUGGCCCCACCACAUCCCCAAUCUGUAACUAUACUUAACAGCAUGCAGAGUUCCUCAGGAAGGUCAUGCGUUCCAAAUUUGAGCAGCAUAUGGAGUAAAUAUGCGUCCCUCCCUUUUACUAAACUUUAAAUGAUAAGCCUUAGGAAACUGUUAUUUGUCAGUGCUAUAAAGCAGAUUGCUAUCCAGUGGUUUCAAUUAUCUUCAAAGAGUUCUUCACAGGCAGUAAUAGUUAUAUCAAAACCUGAAAUUUAUUAUUCAGGUUCUGCACUGAAGUCUUCACAGUGAUUAUGUUCCUUUCAACAGAAUGUUUUUUAUGCUUAAUUCCCCCCGCCGCCACACCACCUUUUUCAUCUUAUAUAAGUUGUAUUUUCUCUCUCUCUCUCUCUCUCUCUCCCCCCCGCUUCCCCCCUCAGAAUGGCCACCAAGUUAAUUCGGCUUGUUAACGACAAGAAAAGAGCUGAGCAGGUCGGUGGCGGCCCCAAGCGGCUGGGUCAGGACGUGGAGAUGGAGGAAGUGAUUGAGGAGCUGCAGGAGAAAGUUCGGGAACUGGAGAAGCAAAAUGAAGCUGUCCGCAACAGGCUCAUUUCAACCAAGCAGCAGCUCCAGCUUCACGGCCCGCGGCACACGCCCUACAGUUAUGUCCAGGCGCGCAUUAACACAGGUCUCAAAAAAGCGGUGGAGGGUGUUGGUGUCCAGGAGCGCGCAAAGAAAGGUACAUGAGCAAGCUGUCCCCUUUUAAACCCUGACUCGUGCAAAUUAUUUGAGAAGCAGUGCUGAUCAGACCCUUGGGCAGAGGAACAUCUGUCCCAGAAGCCAGAUGAAGCAGGUGAGAUAAGACAGAGGGAGGACUGUCAUCUGCCUGAUACUGCCAUCUUCUGAGGCCCUUCUUCAUGUGACUAUGAGAUCUAGAAGGUGGCAACACAAGAACAGGCCUAUUCUGUGGUGGCUCCCUGUUCAUGGAAUGCUCUCCCCAGGAAGGCUCACCUGGCUCCUUCAUUACAUAUCUUAGGCACCAGGCGAAAACAUUCCUCUUCUCCCAGGCCUUUGGCUAAUUAUACCAUCUAUGGCCUUUUAAGCUGAAGGGUAUUGUUUUGUUUGUUAUUAUGUGGUGUAUUUUUGUGUUUUUAUACUGUAAACUGCCCUGUGAUCUUCAGAUGAAGGGCAGUAUAUAAAUUUUAAAAACAAAGCGACUUUUGAUACAAUGCAAAAAAAAUUAAAUCAGUAUAAAGCUAGAACAAAAUAAAAACAUAAAAAGAAGCCUAACAGAUCUCACCCACUAAGAGAGGACAAGUAAAAGACUAUAGCCCAAAAGACCAGUGUUUGGAUACCCACUCAGUCAUGAAGCUUAAUGGCUGACUGUUGUGGGAAUAAAAUGGGCAACAGCUCUAUGGAGGAAAAAGUGGUGUAUAAAUGUAGUAAGUAGAUAAAUGAACGAAUGAGUUCAUUCAAAAGCUUGGCUGAAAAUGAAUGCUUUUGCCGGGUGCCUAAAAGCAGCCAGUGGUGGCACCAGGUGUUUCCCCCUGGGGAGAGCAUUCCAUAGUUGAUUAACCAAUUGAGUGAAUUUACAUAAGUCAGCAUGUGGCUAGAAUCAAAACUUCUGAAUCAGAAGACAUGGCUUGUUUCCAGACAGCACACUCAUUUAUCAUAGCAGGCAUCCUCUUAAAAGAGGAAUACUCUGUUGUGUGGGAAAGAUUAGGAAUGUCUACUUAAAGAUGGUCCUUGGCAUCUAUGCUUUGUAACAUUAAACCUUGGCCAUGAUUAAUUGGAGCAAGCCCUAAAUCAAAAGGGUUUGUGUUUGUUGGCUUUUGUCUUUUAAAUAUUUCGGUCCACAGAGGGACAACGCUGGCUGGGGCUGAUGGGAAUUGGUCCCCAGCAAUAUCUGGAGGGCCACAGGUUCUCCAUCCUUGAGAAUGAAGGCUUGAAAUUUCACAGGUCAAAUAGUAUCCAAGCAUAAAGUGCUCAAUUUUAAGGUGGAGUUGGCUUCAGCACACUUAUUUGCAGCUGCUCCUAAAAUCCUCAAAAUCUUUAUGGCUUUUAUCCAACAGUGUUUAUUCAGAGUAGCAUUGAAAUUAAUGAUCCUAUGUUAGUUGUUUUCAUUAACUUUGGUGGGUCUACUCUGAAUAGGACAUGCAUCAGAUGCCACCGUAUAUAUUUACCUCCUUUUCAUCUAUCAGCCCAUGAAAGAAAUAAAAGUAGGUUCUUGUAAAAGCUGGACCUUUAAAAGCAAAUUAAAAUUAUCUUGGCUAUCACCCUUAAUGCAAUUCAUUUGCAUAAUUUACUUUGUUGCUCUGAUAUUUAUUUAUUUUUGGCACACAGUUAUAGAUAACAGUGCCUAAUAGUUACAGCCAGGUCUGCCAUUAUAUCCCUGCUUCCAUGUACAGUACUAGGAAAUUUCCUAUUAUUUUUAUCACAUGAGUUCUAGCCUCUUGGGAUGCAUUGGGCAGACUGUUUGCUGUCUCUCAUAUUUUUGAUUUAAUUCCUUUUCCUCCCCGUUUGGAGCAGUAACGAAGCCUUUGCCCAAUGCAUUCCAAGUAUUUGUAAAGGGAAGAAACAUAGCAUUCUAACAUCACUGUCAAGCACUGGAUAGGCUAAUACAACUGCUUUAAUGCGAACUAAAAUCUCCAUGAGCUUCCAGAACUUGGUUGAAAUCAAAUGUAGUAACCCCAUUUUCCUGCAAGCCCUUCAGAAUCUGUUCCCUGCUAAAACUGUGGCCUAAAACAGCAGUGACUUCUAACUGUAAUGAGGAAUGUAUGCUGUUAUGUUUAGAAUUUAGACAAACUGGCCAGGAUCCAAAAAGCUACUUGCUGCCAAAGGCAUGAGUGUACUCACUGGGUUUUGUUUUACUUUUCCUCCUUUGAAUAGCAGCUGCCCUCCAUGCCAUAUUGCCAUAAUGUUUGUAGAACACCCCUCAACUUCAAAAGAGGAUCGCCAAGUAACAUUGCAAGGAGGGGGUUGUCAUUUUAGAGGAAACAGCUCCAAAACUCUAGUGAGUAUGCUGUGAAUGAAUCUCACUGGCCUUUGGAUCCAUGCCACCAUUUUUAAUAAGCCUAUUUAUUUUUUUAACACAGCAUAUAUGCCACUUAAUUGUAAAUAAAACCUUGAAGCAGUUUACAAAGGCUAUAAGAUAUGCAUUAAAACUGUCAAUAAAAAGGUUAAAAACAAGUUUUAAAAAAACCAAAAUAUGAAUGAAGUCAAAUCUUAAAAACGUCCAUAUUAAAAUCGUGCUGAAAUGAAUGGACUUGACUAAUUUAGGUCCAUCAAUUUCAGUGGGUCUCAUCUGGUUAGUACUUAGUUGAGUACAGCCUUCAAAUUAAAAUACAUGUUGACAUCUAAAUGCCCAUUAUGUUUAGCAGUAUAGCAGUUGCUCUGUCUGUAGAAGGUCUUGGGUCCAGUCCCUGGCAUAAAGGAAAGCUGGGCUUGAAAAGGUCCAUUCCUGAGGCCUUGGUUAAUUGCCACUGAUGGUCAGAGAGGAAAAUACUAGGCUAGAGAGACCAAUGGCCUGGCUUAGUAAGGGGAGCCAUAGUCCAGCAAUAGAGCUCUGCAUGCAGAAGGUCACAGAUUUGCCUUUGAUUCUUUGGCAUCUCAAGCUAGAAAGAAUAUAGAGGGGCAGGGCUAGAAAAAUACUUUUGAGUGAUGCCCUGUAGAGCUGCUGCCAUUCAACUGACAAUUUUGUCUAGAUGGAAGAAUGGUCAGACCAGAUAUAUUGCAACCCCAAAUGAAGUCACUAGGUUCUGGGCCUUCUCUAUAAAACAGGGGUAGCAAACCUGUGGUCCUCCAAAUGUUGUUGGACUCCAUUUCCCAUCGACACUUGCCGGCUUGGUCAUUAGUGAGGAAUGAUGGGAGACUUCUGAAGAGCAUCAUGUUGGCUUUCCCUGGCUUAAAUUCAAGGCUGUUACAAAUAUAGUAGGAUAAUGCUCAGUAUGUGUGAUUACUGCUUCCCCCCCUCCUUUUAGUCACUUACCUUUCAGUAAACAUACUUCUCUGAUUUUUCUCAUUCCACCCACUCCCGUCUUCUUUUAGGAAUGAGAAUGCAGGAUGUAGAAAUCCGACCUUUGAAAUCUCCACAAGCGUUGCCCCCCAAGUAUGGACACAACUUACUUGAGGAAGCAAGAGCAGAGAUACGAAACUUGUAUGACUUUUCUAUAUUUCUUUAUUUUCUGAUGUCAACUAUUUGCUUGGUGUCAUCAGUUAACUGACAGUCUAAAGCAGGCAUAGGCAAACUUUGGCCCUUCAGAUGUUUGGGACUACAAUUCCCAUCACCCCUAGCUAACAGGACCAGUGGUCAGGGAUGAUGGGAAUUGUAGUCGCAAACAUCUGGAGGGGUGGAGUUUGCCUAUGCCUGGUCUAAAGGGAAUUAAAACUGGACUGCAUACGCCCCGUUCAUCUACACUGGGCAUUCCUUUAAGGUAGGGGUGGACUCCUUUUCUCUAUCCAAGGGAUACUGGAUAUAGAUGAGCAAGGAGUUGAUUCACCUCUGUGAUGACUCAUGAAUACUAAUGCCUUUGGGCAGAAGAAUCUUGUAGCAGCGUACCUUGGAUAGCCAAGUUUCAUGAAACAAAAAAAAAAAUAGGGUGGGGGUUUUUUUAAAAAAAAAAAAAGAAAAGAAUGGACUGUUAAAAAAGAAAAUGCCACACACACCCAGUUUCACAGCAUUUGAAGUUAAUAAGCUCUCAUAUUGUUUGAUCUCAGCUUUGAGCACCUGCGUCAAUCACCUUCAAUAGGAAAACAUAUUGUCACAGGAACUGGGGGCGUAUAUAGGCUAGUCAACUUAAUAGGUACCAACUGUAGGCAGCUCACAAAAUCUUUUUAGUGUGGGGGAGAGUGCAGUAAAGAGAGAUAACAAGACACUACCUCCUGAAAUGCCAUGGAACAAAUCUGUGGUUGCCUCAGGAAGGAUUUUUUUAAAAGUCUCCUGUUAAGAAUAUUUUAGGAAAUAAGACUCUCACUGGUCUUCUCAUAUUUUGCCAAUGUGUUGCCUAGGGAUAAUAAAGCUCAUUUUCCUGUCCUGAUAUUUUUGUAAUAACUGUUCCCCCCACCACUGCUUUGUAGCUUAAGUGAAUGUUAAGUAUUCAACCCCCCACAUUGCACAUCUGCUGAUUUUCCACUUGCCAGGACUUGAACUCACAACACAUCUUGAACCUCUGACCAGGGGAGGAUUUUAUCCAUACACCUCUGUAGAGGUUAACGAAGCUGCAUAUAAGUUACCAAAAAAAAUGCAAUAUAAAAAUGUAUUUAAAACAGAUCUUAAAAUAUCCUAAAUAAAUACAGAUCUUUAAACAGCAGCACGUAGAUAAUAACGUAUCAUAAAAUGAAUAAUUCAGGUUUAGCUUAUUAUUUCCCUAUGCAAAAGUUUAGGCAUUAUCCUAUGGAAUUGCUUUUGGUUAGGCAAAUAGUUAUCAAAUUGUUCAGUGGUACAUGGUAAACAUCUUAAGCCUCCAGUCCUAUACAGACUUAUGUGAGUGUAACCAUGUGCAGCUCUAACCAUGUCUACUUAAAACUCUAACCAUGACUACUUAAGUCCUGUUGCAUUCAGUGGGGCUUACUGUUCUGCUUGCAGCCUAACUCAUUGAACUCAGUAGGGCUAACUAUUGAGUAGGCAUAUGCAGGAUUGCACUGAUAUUUAUUUGUUGAAUUGAUAGUUGCACACAGAAUAAACAUUUUCAUAUCCAAUGUUGCACAGUAAGUUUCAAAUAUGUACAGUUCUAUAGGCCAAGCACGAAUUUAUUGCAAUACAACUCAAGAGGCUAGUUCAAAAUAACCGUGUCUGAUGGAAAUCUCAAUAAUGAGCAUAUAACUUACAUGAAAAAUGUGUGGGUGACACUAUGUCAUACAGUGAAUUUAUGCAUAUUCAGAAGCAUUACAAUUUAUUAAAUAUCUCUUAGAUCUUAAUAUCCUAAUUAUCUCUUAGAAGCUCCCAUGGAGAUCCUCCCCCCCCCCCCCGAUCUUCCAUGGUUAGUCUUUCCAAACUAAAAUAAAUGUUAUUUGAAAAACAGCAUGGAGACUCAUCUUGAGAUGCCGUGGAGUGAAACGAAAAUACUUUGUACAAGCAAUUGAUUGUUUUAGCAAUCGAUUGUAAUUACCAUAUUUUUCGCUUGAUAACAUGCACCCGACCAUAACACGCAUGUAGUUUUUAGAGGAGGAAAACAAGAAAAAAAAUAUUCUAAAUGAAACAGUGGAUGUAUGAUUUUUGUGGUUCAUGCUGUGGCCACAGACGUGUGAUCUGACGGUGAGUUUGGGGUGAGCCAGUGCAAAAAUCCUGAGGAUCCAUGUGGAUCUGUGCUUUGUAACCACGUUUUAAGUGGGGAGGGAAGGAAAAGCACUCAAGGGACAAGGAGCACGCAUGGAGCAGGCUCUGCUCCCCCCCCCCCCUUAGCGAGCUGAAAAAUUUUGCUGGAGGGACAGAGAGCCUGCUUGCUUUAAAAGAGCCUACCGGACAGGAGCCGCUUACACUCGCUUUGCUCCUUUAAAGAAGCAGGCACUCUGUCCCUCUCUCCUCCCCAUUCAGUGGCUCUUCUCCCGCUGGAAACCACGGAGGAGGGAAACAUUCGCUCCAUAACACGCACAGACAAUUCCCCUUACUUUCUAGGAGGAAAAAAACGCGUGUUAUGGAGCGAAAACUACGGUAUUUUAACACAGUGUAGCAGCGUUCAUGUUUUUCAUAACUGGGAGCUAGCGAAGUGUUUAUUUUAUUUAUUGGGGAUCCUUACAUCCCACCAUUUGAAGGACAAGGUCCUCUCAAGGCAGCUUACAAAGAAGGGUAAAGCACCACAUCAAAACCAGAAUGUGUUACAGUUAACAAGAGCUUUUUAAAAACACCAGUUACAAAACAUACUAAGUAACCAAACAAUUAAACCCCUGUGUUGCAAACAAUUAUCAGUAAUAUCCAAGGCAACACGAUAACCAAGUACAACAAUGCAAUAUCAAUAUAAACUCUUUAUAUAGUCUAUAUGGAACACUGAAUAUGAGAAACCAAAUAGAAAACAUAGAAACAAAUAAACAUAAGUCUUAUAAGUCUCUGAAAGUCUUUGUAGACUAUGCAAGUCUCUGAAAGAAGCAGUGGGUCAGAUUCUUAUCUGAUGAAAACAAGGCAUAAAGCUUUGUUUUAUGACGUCCAACGCUGUGGAAGUGGUCCGCAAACAGACGUAGUGAACAGUGAUUCCGGAUAUACCCACUGUUUCGUAGAGGACACUAUGGAAAAGUCUCUGUCCCUGAGGCCACCAACCUCAUCCUCCCUAUUGGUGAGCAAGAGAAUAGGACCCCUGACCUCUCAAGACUUGAGCAUUUAUAUAUGCAGGCUGUCCUUCAAACUGUGUUCUGGAGAACUCCCCUCUUCUUCUGAUAAGUGUCAAAGCGGGUUAUCAAAGCAAACAUCAGUCAUGAUGGACAAACUUCCCUAAAAGAAGAUCAGCUGGGUCUGGUGCAGCAGGUGCUGCUUUUCCUGGACUAGGAGAGCUUGACCACGGGUGUUCAUGUGACUUCAGGGCUGGGUUUCUGUAAUGCAUUCCAAGUGGGUCUUUGCUUGAACUUGAUCCAGAAGCUGCAGUUAGGGCAGAAUGGUUGCUGGCAGGGAGUAGGGCUCUGUCAGCAUAUAGCACCUCUGCUCAGAGAGAUGCACUGGCUGCCCAUUGCUACUGGGCCAAAUUCAGUGUGUUAUUAUUGGUAUAUAAAACCCUAAAAAGCUUGGGACUAAUUUACUUGCGGGAUCACUUUACCCAUAUAAGCCCACUUGACUGCGUCAAUCUGCGGAACCGGCAACGUUACAGUUGCCACAUAAUACUCAUUCCGCACUUGUAAGAAAUUGAUAUUUUUGCGUGUCAGCACCUAUACUUUGGCACUCACUGCCUAUUGACAUCAAGCAAGUCCAUUCCCUGUACGAUUUUCAGCACCUGUUUAAAACAUUUUUGCUUUGGCAAGCCUAUACAGAUGUGUGUUUUAUUUCUUUUCAGCUACUAGUUAUUGGUUUUAAUCACUUUUUGGAUAUUGUUAGAUACUCGUUUUUAAUUCUUUUGUAUCAAUAAUGUUAAUGUUUUAUUUUAGAUUUUUUAAAGCACUUGGGAGGGUUUAUUUUUGUUUGUUUUUUGUUUGUUUGUUUGUUUGAUAAAUAAAUAAAAAAUAAAUAAAUAAAUAAGGGCUUGUUCACACUACUGAUAGAUCAGCGUGGAGUCACUAUUAACUGGAUUUACUUCACUGCAUUUGUGAGGCCCAGCGCUUGUAAACUAACUUGAUGCCCUAGAUCAGAAUCUUCUGUGACAAUAGAGAACUGCUUUAGAAAAAAGUUGCCAUGGGAAGAAUUCCUAAAGGAUGCAGGUGUAAAUUUUGGGUUUCAAUUUAGAAAGCUUUGUUGCCUUAACAAAACCUAGCCUGUCAUACCGCAGUUUCUUUGCCUGUUUCAUAUAGCCUUCUCAACUUUGGGACCAGUGGGACCAGUAAGAAGUAAACCUCUUAUAAACAUUUAAAUACCUGGCAGAACAUGUGUUUCAUUCUAGUUUCCCAUUAUGUUAAGCGUAAAGCUUCCGCUUUUUAACUGACAAACUCAAAGCGCUUUGACUGUUGCAGGGAGAAUGUGGUUGAGUCUCAACGGGCGCACAAUGAGGAGUUGGCGCAGGCAGUGGAAACGCUCAGAAGCGAAAUACGGAAAAAGGAAGAGGAGUUUGAAGAAGCUCUCCUGCAGCUGAAAGAGCAGCAGGCAACUGGCCAACGGUAAAAUGGAAUGGAAAUGCUCGCAACUCAUAAGUUGUACCCAAUCGUGUGACAGUAAAGUAAUUGAUUUACUUGCACCUGGGUUUUAUUGUGCUGCUUUUGCAAGCAUUUGCAUGGGGAACAUCAGGUAUUACUUUACCUGUUACUGGCCAGUUGAUAUACUGGGGUCGCUUUCUUGAUGACAGAACUAACAGUGCCGAUCAAACCCAAUUAAAUACAUGCAAAUGAAUGGACUCCCAUCAUGUCUCCAAGGCUCAAAUGUGCAUGAGCAAAGUUGCUUACUAUAUGGGUGGGGGGUGGGGAGGUUAUGAGAAGCAAAUUGGCAGCAGGGUGUGAUAGCACUAGAAAUGUAAGCUCGGAACACAAAUUCCAUAUUCCAUGUUUGUUUGUUGCCACAGCAGUUCAAAGUAAACUGCUGCAAGAUCUCCCUCUCACACAUGCACAGCAAAAAAAAUCAACCCUGGAUCACCCCAGCAUGAAAUCUCACCAGGACCAUGCUGUGCAGAAGAAGCAAUCUGGGCAAUAUGGGUUGCAUGUAGAUGGCUCGGGUCAUCCCAGAUUGUUCGGAACAACAGAUGUUUUCAUGUUGGCAAAACAUGGCUCAUGAAUUGUCCAUCUGGAGUCUUGUUUUCUUAACAACAUUCCUAGGUUCCAUCAUUUGCAUGGGUACUUUGCUCACGGUAAUAUAUUUUAAUUCUACUCAGUUCCAUUUUUGCAUUCACUAAGGUCACUUAAUCUGCAGCGCUUUGGGUCAGGAUGAUUUAGGCCAAAAACAUAGAAAUGCAAGAUGGGAAGAUUAUCCAGUCAAAAGGAAAACCACUUAGUUCCUCUGGUUUUGCAUGGCUAGCACUGGUGGCAAAUGCUUGCAAGAAAGGGCUACUGCAAGCCCUGGACUGUGUCGUUGUCUUCCCCCAUUUCCUUUACCUUCUUCUUUUGCACCUUUAAAAAAGCGAUUGGAAGCUACUUAGGCAACCUUGGUUCAUUUAAAGCUCUUGGGCACCAUAGCUCCCUCAUGUACACUCCUUUGGGACUACCAUUCCAACACCCUCUGGUUUUCUUUUUCUAUGUUUUGGGUCAUUGGGAGCUGCCCUACUUUGUUUGUGCCUUAUUUAGGUGUUUGUCUGCUUCAAGUUGUGGGAAGUUCUGAGCAAUGUCAGUUUUUUCUUUUUUAAAAUGGAAGUUUGUGCUGUUUCUUAGGUUUUCAGAUGUUCCUCAGGCGCCAAAAAGUGGGGAGCCCUGGCUUAAACUCUGGUUAGUGACAACAAACCAGAAUCUGAAAUGAAUCUGUAUGGUUCUGACUUUUGCUCACAAACCAUCAUUUAACAAAUGACAGUUCCCUGAGUUUAGGUGUAAUGGGAAACUGUGGUUAGUUUAAAGUCAAAAGAAUAAGCUUUCCACCUCUUCCCUCCUGGCAUGCAAAAGAAAAGGAGAGGAGGAAAGAAAGUGUGUGAGCCUCAGACUCGCUGUACUUUGUUCUCCUGGUGGGAGACCAUGGUUCCCCAUUAGGUCUGAACACUGCCAAAGAGUUAGGCACUGUGAUACAUACUAGUUAAUGUCAAUUGUCAGGAGACAUUUGGCUUAGAUCUGCAUGUAUCAUAAAUGUCAUUCUUCUCAACUCCUUUUAUUCAAAAAUGGGGUGGGGUGGGGGAGAGAAACUCCUGUAAAAUCUCUUUUGAAGCUAUCCCUGCUAUUUGUUUGAUGUGAGAAACAAGAUUCAGAAGAACAUGAAAUGGCAUUAGAGUUUUUAGUGUUUAGCAUCAGGCAAAAAUGUUUCCUCUACUUGCUACAUCUAUUUAUAUGAAGGGUGCAAUAAACCGGAUUCCUGGUUUGCGAGCUUUUUAAUCUUCUCUGUAAGGACAGUUGACUAGGUAAUGGCAAAACACAAUGGACCCUGAGUUUCAAAAGAAUUAUAUAUAUAUAUUAAAGUAUUUCAAGUUCUCAGCUGGUUUACAGAUGUGUAAGCUUUGUAGUCUAUUUUCUGGUUCCAGCAUGGCACUGGGACAAUUUUUCCAGUCUGUCUAUAACAGAUAAGUAUUAGAGGAGAAACAAUGUAUUUCAAGAUGUGAGAUUCUGUUCUGAUGUUUAUCACACUUUAUUUGGCAUUAGCAGUUAAGACCAAUUCAGGGGUUUCCUUUAAAACAUUUUUUGGUUGAAAUACAUGCAAAAACAAUAAUAAUGAGGUCACCCUGCACCGUUCAAGGGAUAGGUUUUUGAAAGUAUAUCUGCAGUUAGCUGCGUGAUGACUUUUAACAAGAUUAAAUAGUGAAUUUUCAAUUGAAUCUCAGCAGGGAAAAUACAUAACAGAAUCUCAGCCAUAUAGAAUUUCGGUCAAGAUGGUCAUUGUUAAAGAUACAUCUGCAGCUAAUUUGAAUGCCAAUCUCGGGGCAUUAUCUGUGUAAAAUGCUAAGCCGCUUGCCUUGGAAAUACUUGGAAAAGGGGUUACGUUCCUGGAUAAUGCUCCAUUAAACAGUAAUUCUCUAACACCAAAGUUUUGGAAAGUGUUUUUUCUCUCUUCCUAUUGUAAGUAUAAUACUGCACCUUUUACCAUAGGCUCCACUGAAGUUUGAUAAGAAUGAACCAAUACAUCCAAAUAAUGAGUAAUGUUCAAAUAUCUUCAUACUGCAAAAACAUGUAUUUAUUUAACAACCUAUAAUGUUAAAUUUAAGGAAAGGAAUUGUUUUAGAUGUUAUACACACACCUCUCCCCAGUUGUGUUUUGGAAUUAGGAAAGUGUGAAGGGUUUUAAGUUUUCCAAGGCAAAAUUAACAAGGUGACUCGACUAUUAUUGUACCAUAAACCUCACAAUUACUUUCUUUUUGAACAUGCCAUUUUGUAGGUUAAGCAUUCGGGACAAUGUUGAAAUGAUUAAGCUCCACAAACAAUUGGUGGAGAAGAGCAAUGAGUUUGCAGCAAUGGAGGAAAGAUUUCUUCAGCUACAGGAGGUAGGCAGAACUUCAGCUAGAACUGUAAACUUGUGCACCAGAACUCCAGGUGGGGUUAUGUACGGAAUAAACUUGUUUAGAGAGGCACUUCUUUCAUCACCAAAAGUAUGAUACAGAUCUGGAAAUUUAAGACCAAUCCUAUAUACACUUAGCAGGAAGUAAGUUCCCAUGAACUCAGGGCAACUUACUUCUUAGUAGAUGGUAUGAUGAUUGUGCAGUAAAUGAAGGCUAGCUAAGAAUGUUUAUAAUACACUAAGAAAUAAAUGGGAAUUUAUACUAACCUUGCAAUCUUAUACAUGUUUGCUCAGUAAUUAAAAUUUAGUUGAAUUUCAGUUGUAAUUAGUGCAGAAUCACACUCCACCUCCCAGGUUCUUCAAGUGCUGAAUGGUCUUUCGCAAUGUUAAGGUGCUAAGAGCUGCCUGAUGCUUAGUUGGUCUAUUUGUCCAUCUUCUUCAGUAAAGCCUACCCUUUGCAGCAUAUCCUUCACCAGCCUUCAAACUGGAAAUGCCAAGGAAUUGAAUUGGUAGGAGGUUUCUCUCCAUAAAACAUGGCCUGCUCUAUUUUUAAUCCUGAUCAGCAAAUCCCAGUGUAGCAUUUUAGAUGCUUCCUAUACCUUCAGCUUCGAUCUGCUCCCUCCACCAGAAUUAAUGAUGCAGCCCACAUUUGCAUGCAGCUUUUGGGCAUAUCUCAACAUACACAACUCGGCAUAUGCAGACCUCUGUACCAGCAAUAUUACUGUCACUUAGGAUGGAAAAUUUGGAUUUUUUUUGUCCACUGCUUAUCAUUUUUGUCCACUGCUUAUCAUUAUGGUAAUAUGACAUAGCAGACGAAGCUGAAGCACCACAGCACAGCAACCGCAUUCAUUUGUAAGGGAGUUAUAGAGUGAAAUUAUUUUCCGAAGACUUAAAUGCUUAUCAAAGCCUUGCAAAUUGUGGUGUGUGCAACAGUUUCCAAAGCAAAAUAAACAGAGGUGCACGUUUUUGAAAUGUUGAGCACAGCUCAAUAGUUCAGAUGUUGCACAGAAGUGCAGAAUCAAAUUUUAAAGAGACGCAGAAUUUCUUUUAAUUAAAUCUUAAUGCAGCUCCCUUGGAAGGAAUUAAGAAGGCAAACGAAACAUCAGCUGGUGGGUUAGCAGCAAAAUGACAAGAGCUGCAUGGACAUAUUUGUGGUCGGGUUCAUUUUUGCUUGCUACUGUAGCGUUUUGGGUCAGCGUGUCCAAACCACAAGAACCACAGCAAAAUGCUUUAAUUGCUAAACAGAUGUCUGUCUUGGUCCUGCUCAUCACAGCUGAACUGGGAGUGGUUAGCAUGCUGGAGGAGGGCGGAACACCCUCCACCCUCUUCGUUGCCGUUGUGUAACUUAACGACAUUGUGUCAAAAACAUGGCAAGAGCAUCUCCUGUUGACUGGAUUGAGAUUACACUUUAAAGGUUGCUGGAGGAAACCUUUUGACUCAAUCCAUAGCCCUCAUCCAAGAAUAGUGACCGCAGCCGAAUGUUGCUCACCCAGACCCAACUUCAGCUGCCUUCUCUCGUCUCCUCCACAGAACCAAAAAAAUCUGAAAGCAAGCCACAAUGCACUCAUGGCAAAGGGGGACGAACUCAAUUUGCAACUUAAAGAAGAACGUUCCAAGUGCCUCCACCUCGAGAGUGAGUUACAGGCCACAAAUUUUUCAAAGCGGCGAUUAGAAGAGGUGAGAUCCUUGGGGGCGGGGGGGGGGGGAGAGCACGGUCUUUGCACAAUCCUUUAAACUGGGCUAGAGAAAUCUGCGUAGUAUCCUGGACCAAGUCGUGAGAGGACUCCCAAUAAUUCAAACAUUCUGGUCUUGGCUUAGGAAGUCACAGCUGGUGGAUAUAUAGCACUUAAUGCUCUGUUGUUAACCUCCAGUAGCAUUUAUAUGCCUCUGGGCAGUCUUUGAACACCCGUGUAAGAUCAGUCGGACCAUUGCGGUGUGUGCAACAGUUUCCAAAGCAAAAUAAACAGAGGUGCAUGUUUUUGAAAUGUUGAGCACAGCUCAAUAGUUCAGAUGUCACACAUCGGACCAUUUCAAGAUGCUGCAUUCAUCCUAAUACAUUAUGAUUGCAUUAAAGGUGGCAAACACCAUCUAAAUUUCACCUAUAGACAGAAGCAACUUGCGAGAUGGGGCCAAGCCAGUACACUAGCUUCCCUGCAGGUGAGUCACUGUUACUGGGAUGAAGAGGGCACCGUGGUGCAAACGCACCAGAAGGAGUAGCAGAUUGGCUCCAUCAGUGCUUUUGCACCACGCCAACCUUCCCACCGCUUCACUCCUCCUCUUCUUGGUAAGCAACAGCCACCUGCCAAGAAGGCAGCAUAGCAGAUCUGCCCCCACCUUGUGAGCCAUCUCCACCUAUAAAACAGGUGAAAUGUGUCGACCCAAUGCACUAAUGUUUGGUUGAUAUUAAAAAAGGAGAAAAACCUUACAAAAAUAGAAAUUCUCCUGCGUUAAUGAAAACGUUUUGCAAAUCUUGAUUUUUGCACCAUCCCAAUCUGCCUUGCUCUUUUGUGACAUCAGGGCAGUCACUGUAAUGUCAAAGCUUACCGGCCACUGGCUGCCAGAAAGCACAACCAUGCAUGCAGCUAUUCAGAAAGCUUUACUAGUGUCGGUAAUGUUGCUUUUUAAUUGCAUCACUUACAACGUUUGUCUUCAUUCCAGCUUCAAGAUAGAAUUAAUGAUUUGGAAAAAGAGAGGGACCUUCUAAAAGAAAACUAUGAUAAAUUAUACAACAGGUAAAUUAUAACUGAUAACAGAACUCUUUUAACAUUCCAUUUCUCAGUUUAUGUAUGGGCUAAAAUAACCAUUGCAUGAGUAGUGGCAGUUCAGCUGCAAACACUUUUGGAUAAAACUGACCUAUUUCAGUCUGGGUUCAAGCCUGGUUUGGGGACUGAAUUGGCCUUAGUCGGUCUGAUGGAUGAGCUUAUUCAGGAGAGAUGGUAGGGGAGUACAGCCCUGUUUAUUUUCCUGGAUCUCUCUGCAGCUUUUGAUUUCAUCUGGACUGUUGAGGGUUAGAAGCACUGUUGUACUGUGUCUGUGGACCCCUGGUGGUUAACCUGCAGAGUAUGAUUUUUGUCCCCAGUGCUAUUUAAUAUUUAUAUGAAGCCACUGGGAGUGGCCAUUCGGAGAUUUGGGGCUGAUUGAUACCAUUUUGAGGUUUUCUCCUGACAUUUUAGGUAAUAAAACAAAAUACCCAACAUUAUUUCUCUGUAACAUCUGAAUUGGGAGAGACUGUACAUUUUCAAAACCAGUGCCUUGAUAAAAUCAUGGGCUGAGUGAAAGCUGAUGAACUACACCUGCUUCCUAACAAGAUAGAGACCUUAUGGAUGGCCAGUCAUUGCCUCCCAACCUAACCUACCUCACAGGGUUGUUGUGUCGAUUAAAUGAGGGGGUAGAAAACCAUGUGCGCCAGCUUUAGCUUCUUAGAGAAAAAGGCGAGAGAUAAAUGCAAUAAAUAGAGGGGAAUAUUUAUUUAUUUAUUUAUUUAUUUAUAGAUUUGCAUAUUGUAAUUGUGGCCUCUCAAAGUGAUUACUAAAGCAGCUCUUGGGAUCUCAAGACUGGGACCACUCUCCUAAAAGGUCCUGUGCUAUUCCUGUUGAUCUUUUCUACUGCCCGUCCCCUGCCUGCCCCGUUUUAACUGCUGACUCCCUUCCAUAUCACAAGCUGCUUUUGUAAUGCUAUCCAGUUUCUAAAGUAGUUUGCUCUGCUGUGUGGUAGGCAAAAUAAUCUUUUAAAAUCCCUUGGACUCAGUGAAUUAGUUUUGCAAUUCUUUUGAUCCUGGCCAGAGUUGAACCUGCAGGAGUUACUAACAAAGGAAAAUGGUGUCUAUAACAUUGGGUGUUGUUUUGCAACCUUGUAACAGAAGUCAGCUUAAAACAUUUUUGCAGUCAGUUUUGGCAAUACUUCCCAGCUUUAACUCAUUAGCACAACUGCCCUUUUAUGCUGGCCCACAGACAGCAUUGUCAUGAUAUGAUAGCAGAUUGCAGUAGGCUGGUAGGCCCUUUUUCUUUUCUUUUACUUCCAGCUUAGGCCUCAAUGUCUCAAUUUCCUUUCUUUAAAAAAAUGGACCCCAAUCAAGAGCAGCACAGGGCGUGACUCUAACUUUUUCAGGUGCCAAAACGCCUUAGGCUGGCACUGUGACUGCACUUCAUAUUUAUGUAAAGACACUCUGAGGUAAUAGUCUGUGUAAAUUCUGUCAGCAGUGCUUAAUAUCACAUAAAUAAAAAAUUAGGAGGCUAAACCUACUGAACAUGAAAUGAGACAGGGCACUGAAUUCAUUUUCUGGUGCCGAACAGAAAAUUGAAGCAAUUACAGUCAAUUUGCAGAGGCUUAAUGAGGAAACACCUGAUCAUGGAGUCGGUGGAAGGAGAACCCUCCAGCUGUAGGAGUGCUUUUGUUCAAAAGAGAGCACAAUUGUCACUGCGUUUUCUCUAAGGGGGAGAGAGUAAUAUCCAAUUCUUGGGGAGCAGAGAGAAAAGCUGCUGUGGCUUCAAAGUACCAUGUCCAGUUUAGCUGUCUGACUUGCUGAUUUAGGGCAUAUUCAUGCCAUGCAUUUACGAUGUUGUGACACCAUUUCAGGCAGCUGGUCCCAGUCAUAUUAUGUUGAGGUGGAAAUUCCAGAAGCCACUUUCCAUUGACUAUAAGAACUUGACUCUGUAUUCCUCUGACCCUCCGUCCAUACUAGGAGCACAGUGUGGUGGAUGGUCAGCCAUUUGUACAUUACCCAGAUGGCUUCAAAAUGCAGCGGGGUGAAGUAUACUCCAAAGACAUUCCAGGCAGAUUCCAGUGGAAUGCAAUCCUAACUGUGAAGGAGAUGAUAGCUGAGCAGUAAAUUUCAGAACAAUUUUGUAUGCCUUUAAAGUCAGCAUUAUGCGGAUUUGGAGAAACUGGAAUUCUACAUUGCUCUAAGUUUAACCAGAGCCAGAUUCUGAGGUUGUUGUUGGAAAAUGUACAAAUGACCAUGAGACUUGAAUGUACACAAACUUUUCUGACAAGUGAAAACUAUGUUGUUGUUUAGUCGUGUCCGACUCUUCGUGACCCCAUGGACCAGUCUUCCACUGCCUCCCGCAGUUUGGUCAGACUCAUGUUUGUAGCUUCAAGAACACUGUCCAACCAUCUCGUCCUCUGUCGUCCCCUUCUCCUUGUGCCCUCAAUCUUUCCCAACAUCAGGGUCUUUUCCAGGGAGUCUUCUCUUCUCAUGAGGUGGCCAAAGUAUUGGAGCCUCAGCUUGAGUUGACCCUCAAGGGUGGAGAACGCUCUCCUGUCACUAGCCCUAAAAUGAAAGAAUGAUGGUGGUGGUAAUGAUGAUGAUGAUAAGCAUUAUAUUUAUUAUUGCAAUUUAUUUAAAUUUGUGUCAAUUGAACCAGAGCCUUCAGGUGGCUUAAAAUAUGCAGAACAAAUGUAUGAUUUAAAAUAUGUAAGUACAAAUGCAUAUCAUAUAAAAAUCUCAGUAACCUGCCUCUCCAUUAUAGAAAGCUGUAUACAAGAAAACUUCCAUACUUAAAGUAGCAAUCCCAAUGAACCACAUUAAAACUAUUGACAAGAAUGAGGUAUUGGCUUGAACCCUAAUAACUUAACUGCUGUAAGCGAAUAAAGAUGCUAAAAAUUACUACAAAGACUGGCAUGGGUGGGAACAAAUGUCUUCACCUAACACAGAAGGCGCAGGCAAGCUCUCUUAAGGAAUGUGUUCCAUUGACAGGGGCUGUCGCCCAAAAGACCCCUUCAAUUGUUGCCCUCCCUCCACAAUCCCUAUAGAUAGGGCACUCUGGGGAGUGCCUUUGUAGAUGAUCUUAAGGCCAGCAUAGUCUUCUUUGGGAAGAGCUAAUUCCUUCAGGUAUAGGUUAAAGGUAGCAAUUUGAAUUGGGCCUGGAAAUGCAUUGGCUUCCAGUUGGAUUCAUUUUGUGAUUUUGCUAUUUUACAUUGUUUUGAAUGGACUUUUGUUGAGUUUUUCAUAUGCUAUUCAUUGCUUUGGGUCCUUUGAAUCAAAAAGCAAUAUAUAAGUAAAUCAUAACAGCAUUUAAGCAUGCAGUCUAUUAAAAUGUUUUAAAGGAACGAGCAUAUUUUCCCCGAGCCCAUUUCAUUUCUUUAUUGGAUCCUUCUACCCUGUAUUCCAUUUCUCCUGAAUUCUAGUUUAACUAGGGAGAAUAUAUAUAUAUAUACACACACACACACACACACACACACACACAGGAAUUUGUGGCAUGCACAUUUUGCACAUUUGAGUAUUUCCCUCCUCUUCACUUGUAAAGCCCCUGCAGAACAAAACAAAACAAAACAAAAAUCUUGAGGCAAUCACACACAUCAGUGUUCUGGAGGAAGCUAAGUCAAGCCCUCCUCAGAGCUGCAUGUGAUUCUGGAAUCACUGCCUCCAAAAUUGCAAAAUUCUGUUAACAUUGAACCAUAGCUGCUACAUUUACUGGAACUUGAGCAUUGUGAGACCCCUGUAUGGGGCAGUUGUUGUUUGAGAUCCCCGUAUUAAAUGCAAGAACAUUAAGUAGAAGAGGGGUGGGUAAUAAUGUCGUUCUGUCCUUAGUUCUGUUAUAUCUGAAAUCAAUAAAAUAUGGUAAAAGAAAAAGUAGUAGUACACACCAUGCAUGCAGUUUUUUGAACUGUGAAUCAUUUGAUAAACACUUGUGUUUUCUGGACACACAUCCCUUCCCCCUCCCUCCUAAAGGCCAUCUUCUGUUCCUGGUUUCUUACUCAUGUUAACAAUGCAAGUUUUUGGUUUAAGGGUAUAAAGUUGGCUUAAGAGUACAAAGAUUUUUACUACAUUUCAGAGGGGCUGUUUCAUGAUAGGAGAACCGCUGUUCUGCUGUAGCCGACAUUUCUUUGGGCAGGCAACUGCCUCUGGGCUUCCUUCGCUUCCCCGCCCCCCCUUUCCCCUCCCUAGGUCUUGAAAAUGGAUCAGGUGGGUCACUGCAGGGCUGUACAGGAAAAGAGGUUUGAAUGUGCAAAGGCUGCCCAUGUUCGGAGUCUGUUGCUGAGGUUUCGAGUAGCAGAUUCCUCUGGAACAGGCCUCCGGAUUCCUUCCCAAGUCCCCACAAACCUUCGCCCGCUGCCAACUCUCCUGGCUCUGGAGCUCUAAAUUGAGUCCAGCCUUGUUGCUCAUCCCACAAACCCUUUCAUGUCCCACGACCGCAGCCUGAGAGAGGCGCCUCGGUUUCAACAGCAGCAGACCAGCAUGUGUUUACUUAAUUCCUAAGACAUGAUGACAAUGAUCUCUGCCACUAAAAUCGCUUUCUCCCCGCACUCCCCUCUUUAUUAUUUUCAGUUAAAGCCUAUUUCUGAGUUCCUUACAUGCCAUAUGUUGGUCUUUAAUAUAAUUCUUUUUUGUCCCCCUCCCUCCCUCCCUCUCUCCCCAUUUCCCCCUCCCCUUUUAAUUCCUCAGUGCCUUCGGCGUGACCCACGACCAGCAAUGGAAGUUAAAGGAGCAGCAGCUGAAGCUGCAGAUUGCUCAGCUUGAGGCUGCUUUAAAGUCGGAUUUAACAGAUAAAAACAACAUCUUGGCCAGAAUGAAAGCAGAACGAGGUAAAUUGCACUGAAGGACAUUGCAAGGUGUGCAAGCGAGUUUUCCAUUUUUUACUCAGCUGAGAGCUUCACAGAACAUCAGAAGCCGCCUUGGCUCAGGAUGCUUUGCCCCCUUAGCCCAGCAUUUGUCUUCUGUCUGGAAGCUGUUCUCCAAGGUCUCGGGCAGAGAGAUGGCCUUUCCAAUCACCUGCUACCUGAUAUUUUUACCUGGAGAUGCCAGAGACUGAACCCAGGAACUUCUGCAUGCUGUAGCUUCCCACACUUUGGUCUUUUAGGGAAAGGGCCACAGUUCAGUGUUGAGUAUCUGCUUUGCAUGUUGAAAGUCCCUUCCUGCAAAUAGGUUGCAUCCCCUUAUGAGUUCCAUCAGGCAAGCAGAUUCUCAAGUCAACUGAGCUGGCAGUGGAUGGAGUCAUCCCUUCUCUUUCUGCCACUGCCUUCUCUCUCCUUUAGUGUUCCCACCAGUGUAGGGGAUGGGCUUUAGCUCAGCAAUCAAUCACCUGCUUUGCAUGCAGAUGAUCUCAAGUUCAAUUCCCAGCAUCUCUGUGUAGAGCAUGGAGAAACCCCUGGCCUGAAACCCUGGAAAGCCAUUGCAGCAGAAAGUCAGUGUAGCUGUUUGUUUAUAAAAAAAAAUUAUAUCCUGCCCUCAUACAAUAUCCUGCCCUCAUACAGCAAUAAAAUACAUAUUUUAGAUGGACCAACGGUCUGACUGUAUAAAGCAACUUCCUGGCACAACUUGAACUAGGCGCACACACUCCCUCUGGUGGUGUAUCUAGAUUCCCCUCUCACAAAUAUGCUUUUGUUUAUUUUAAAAUGUAAAAGUGUGUUGGAGUGCUAACACACAUGUUUUUGCAUAACUCAUUGCUAGUCCCAAAGGCAAAAUGGGGAACUUCUGGCCUUCCAGAUGUUGCUGGACUUGAACUUCCAUCAUCCCUGGCUGUUGACCAUGCUGGCAGGGACUGAUGGCAGUUGGGAAUCCAACAACAUCUGGAAAACGCUAAGGUGAGUUGAGUCAGGCCAUAGGCCAGUAUUGCCCUGAAUUCUGCUUUCAACAUUGGCUGAGCAAAUAACCCCUAAGAGCCAAUGAAUGAAGCAUGGAGUUGGUACAGUAUAAAAGAACAGCAGCCAUUAAGCAAUGAUGCAAUGGUACUGUUGGCAGUAGGUGACAGUACAGCAGAGAGAACAGACAUGUUCUCGGAGAGAUACUGCCUUGGGUCAUGAAGGUUUGAUUUGGCAAUCUUGGCAAGUAGUUUUUGGUAGGCCUGUUGUAACCCUCAUCUAUAAACACUGGGGAAAAACACCCUUAUUUUAAAAACUAAUGGAUUUAAGGAUCACUCUGAUUGAAUCUGUUUUCUGACUCUUUCAGCCACAAUAGUACCGUUUUCCUUCUUGUUUGUGUCUGAAAAGGACUAGAAACUUUAAAAGAAGCAAAGAAAACUAUCCAGAUCAGGAAUCUGUCCUCUGUGGGCAAAAUGGAAGCAGUACGUGAACAGCAUAUGAGCUGUGGGAAAGAUGCCAGGAAGAGUGUUGAUAAGCAGUGUGGGUCUUGGAGGCAGAUAGUUUCUCCACAGAAGCUGAUUUUGCAAAUCCCGUUUGUUUCUCCUGUCUCUUUCCUUGGCCUUCAAUUUACCAUUGGUAGGCUGCCCUUUGAAAAGGCCCAUGUGUUCGUUUAGAUAACGCAGAACUGUUUUGGUUCCUUGCUUGCUUGCUUGCUUUCCUCCACCCCCACCUCCCUGUUCAAUGUGCAGAUUAGUUUCAGGUUUUGUGAUCCUCUGGGUUAGAACAUUUAAAAGCAGUUUAAUGUUUAAAUUAAUUGCAGGCUUAAGAGCCUCUUUAUUCCAAUUCUUUCCCCCCCUUUUUUUCCUAACAUGAAUGCGUGGGUCAGCACCCUGUGCAUAUUGAUUACAGAUGAUGAUAUUAGCACAAACGGCUUUUGACAGCUGUUUGUUUUACCAGUAGAUUAUCUUAAUCUUUGUUUUCUUAAAUCCCCAUUCUUUUUAUGUGAGCAGGCAAACACUCCGUGCGCACAAUACAGAAUCUUGUUUAAGUUAGACCAAAGGCACAAGUAGCUAUGUUGUUCCAUUAGAACAGUCCCACACAGAAUGAAACAGAAUAUUUCCAUCUUUAGGUUGUUACUACAAGCUGCAGGCUGAGGGUCUUAUCAUGUACAAAAAUAGCUUUUCCUCCAGCCUUUGUUUGCUUGCUUGCUUAAUGCUCAACCCCAAAAAAGAGAGGAACUCAAAAGCUUGCAUCAUAGUUUCAGGGGUUGGGGUGGAGAGUCUUCAGUGUACUCUUUAUUCUUCCUGCUUAAGUUAGAUCAUUACAGCCCAAGUCUUCCCCACAGAAAAUGCUUCCAAACAAUUACAUAUCUGAUCCAGUGUGCUGUAUGUGUUAGAGGGUUGGACAAGGACCAGAAGACCAGUGUUCAAAUCUCCACUCGGCUAUGAGUGCCCUAACAUAAAGGUAAAGGUAAAGGUACCCCUGCCCGUACGGGCCAGUCGUGUCCGACUCUAGGGUUGUGCGCCCAUCUCACUUAAGAGGCCGAGGGCCAGCGCUGUCCGGAGACAUUUCCGGGUCACGUGGCCAACAUGACGAAGCUGCUCUGGCAAGCCGGCACCAGCACAGCACACGGAAACGCCGUUUACCUUCCCGCUAUAAAGUGGUACCUAUUUAUCUACUUGCACUUAGAGGUGCUUUCGAACUGCUAGGUGGGCAGGAGCUGGGACUGAAAGACGGGAGCUCACCCCGCCGCGGGGAUUCUAACCGCCGAACAUGCGAUCGGCAAGUCCUAGGCACUGUGGUUUUACCCACAGCGCCAGCAAAUGAGUUUUAUGUUCUCCUCUGGACUAGAGAAUGCAUAUGUAUUCAGUGAUAGUCCUGUUCAGAGUAAACCCACUGAAAUUAAAGGACAUUGCAUCCAUUAAUUUCACUUGGUCUGUUCUGAGUAGAGCUUAAGCUGUACACAACCCCUUGAUGACUCUGAAGGAAAUGAUUUAAGCUGAAUGUUUGCAGAUUGAGUUGACAGUGUAUUUAUAAGCAUAUAGUUUGUUCUCUCUCUCUCUCUCUCUCUCUCUCUCUGUGUGUGUGUGUGUGUGUGUGUGUGUUUUGGGACUGAAUGCAUAAAAUCAUCAUUAAAAAGACAGGCAUUUUUUUGUUAUUGUUCUAAAAACAUUUGUUGAGAACAUUUAACAUGAUGGGAAAACAGCAGCCCAAAAUAAGCCAAGAACAAAACAAACAACCAGGGUAUAGAUAUGUAGCUGCUUUGUGGUUCUUUGGACUGUAAUAAAGAAUGUGUGUGUGAUAUGUAGCUGCUGAGAUGUCAGCAGAGAAUACUAUCCAGUCUACAAGAUACAAUGUGUAAGAGAUCAAUAAGCAAAUCAAUAAAGCAUUUAUCUCUCUUAGUCAACAAUCUACCACAAUCUUCCCACCUCACCAACUUAUGAACCUAGUUACCCAAACUUGACCUGUCAAUAGAAGGUGGGAGCAUUUCUAUUGAUAUUCCUUCUGGGGAGGGAGAAUAGUAAUCAGGUUUAGGUGAAAUAAGGAUAUGCUGCUGUUUUAUUACUUGCCCUCAAUCUAUGACAUACAUCAACAUUGACUUUAGUAAACACAUUUGAAAGCCCAUGGCUUAUCUUGGGAGAGGAGACCUCCUUUCCAUGUAUCUUAUAAAAUACCUCUACCUCUCUAUUUCUGUGCCCCUUUUCUGUUAAUAUUAUUACCAUAGUAAUCAUAAAAGUAAGAACACAUGACAGAUACACAUUUGGCAGUCGAGAUAUAGCUUGUGGGCAAGCAGUGCCUGCCCUCAGCAUGGCACACAUUAAAAGUGCUCUCUGGGGUCCCAUUGGGUUGCCUAAACAUGCUUGUACACUCACAGCAGGGAAUUCCAAAUCCAGUGCAUCUCUUCAUAUAGCAGUGAGAAGCCACUGCAUGGAAUCCUUUAGUUUUUACAGGCCCAUAGGGUAGGGGUGCUCUCUGAAUGGGUAGAAUUUUAUUGCUGGCUUUCUGAAUCCCACUUAAUGAAUGGGUAAGGAGGGAGGGGGCAGUUCUUUGUUUUAAAUGUACCGAUAUUUGCUUUAAGUAAAAUAGGUUUGAAGACCAUGAUGGCCGUUUCUAGGGUUCUGCUGCAUUUAAACAGAAUCUGUAAUUUUCUUUCUUUCUUUCUUUCUUUCUUUCUUUCUUUCUUUCUUUCUUUCUUUUCGGAGACCAAAAUGAAAAGCUGGCCCAGGAGAACAAUGAGCUGCGGUUGCGCUAUCUAGAGCAGAAGCAACAGCUGGAUGACUUGAGGAACCGCAUGAAGUUUUUCACCAAGGUGAACUUCUUUAGGAAAUGAUAGAAAGGAGUGGGGGGGGAGGCGAAGCUUUUCUAUAUUUCAUGCACCACGCAAAUGUUCCUUUCUUAAAAGCAAAAGAAUUGCAGGGAUAUGACAAGAGUUUACUUAUUCAUGAUAUCCAGCAAAAUGCCAUGUUUUAGCGCGAAUGCACUGUGUAUUCUCAGUGUCUCACUCCAUUAUUCAUUCCUGUCGUACGAUGCCAUCCUAUUGACUGUGUCUGUUUCAGGAGAGUGACAUUGACAUGGCCGAACUCAGCGAGGCCCUCGUGCUUAUCAAGGUAACUUGCAGGAACUGUCGUACGCCGCUUCCCCCCACCCCACCCCACCCCCCAGCUCUCCAAUCCUCUCUCAACACCUGGUGUUUCAAGAAAGGCUUUUCUUGUGCUGCUUUUGCUAGCUAAUGCGUCUUGCUUGUAUGAAAUGGGUAUGUUGCUGUUCAAUUUCCGUAAGGCAGGAGACAGAGAAAAGAUGGCAGCAUAGAACUUUUUAAGGUUAUGUACAUAUUUCAUUGCAACAUCAGAAGUAGAUUAACCUUAAGCCUACAUGGAUUUGCUUUAAAGCUUCUCCCUCCCUCCCUCUCUCUCUCUCUCUCUCUCUCUGAGAGUGAAAACAGUUGCUUUUCGUGUUAUCACAUUGCCCCAGUACAGGUCUGAUCAAAACAACUUUUUGUUUACAGAUUCUGAAGGAUAUGAAAAAUAAUUCCGAAUGAUAUAAAAGCAGGUGCAAAGCUAAAACGUUACACUCUGGAAACAUAAGCAUUUUCUUUUCUCCCCUGUAGCUGAAAACCUGCUAGUUGUUUAUUUAUAAAAGCACUAGAGGGAAAUUUCAUUUUUCUCCUUGCCCUGCUUUGUCGUUUUUCUGUUUGCAGUAUAACUGCAGUGAUGUGAAAGAGAAAAGAAGGAAUAGAAAAUGAUUGGUUUCCUGCCUUAAAUAAUUUUUAGCCGGUCUCUCCCUCCCCAACCCCCGCGCCUGUAGCAUUUGUAGUUUCCAUGAACAAUUACAGAUUAAUAGCACUUUUGCAUAGAAAAUAGUGCUCUUUCCCCAUGCCUUCCUUUAGCAUAAUGAAAUUUAUAUUAAAAUGUGUAUUUUGGAGCAGGCCCUUUAAAGGGUCUGAGAGAUCCAAAGGUUGAGUACUCAUAUGAGGUGCCCUUCUCACUCGGUCCUGUGACAGUGUCCCAGAGUUUCCUCAGUACUAUUUUUCACUGUUCCAUAUGGUCCCUAUCCCAUCUGUAAGACCCAUAAUUUUAGCUUCCCUGCAUUCUCUCCCCACCUUCCCCUGAUAAAAAUGUGCAUACAGUGGUACCUCGGGUUACAUAUGCUUCAGGUUACAUACGCUUCAGGUUACAGACUCCGCUAACCCAGAAAUAUUACCUCAGGUUAAGAACUUUGCUUCAGGAUGAGAACAGAAAUCAUGCUCUGGCAGCGCAGCAGCAGGCCCCAUUAGCUAAAGUGGUGCUUCAGGUUAAGAACAGUUUCAGGUUAAGUACGGACCUCCGGAACGAAUUAAGUACUUAACCUGAGGUACCACUGUAUCAGAGAGUGCUCCUCCAAUGUUGGUCACAGGGAAUUGAACAGGAUGAAAGUAGUUUGUAGCACAGAUAUUUGAACCAGGGACUUCUUUCUUGCUUUUGUACUCAGGCUACAGUAUUGUGCCACUUAUCUGGGAGUAAGUUCUGUUGCAGCUUAACUUACUAUACCAGCUCUUGUUGAAAUUAAUCCCAAUGAACUCAUUAGAAUGUACUUCUGAGUAAAGGCUGCACAGGCAGUUAUUAAAUGGAUCUGAGUUGCUUUUGUUCCUUUCCACGGAACUGAAACAUUUACAAGAUUGGUCUCCAAGCAUAGAUUUAUUUUAAUGCCAGAAAAUGACAGGUCCAUCUGUUUCAAUUUUGAAUAUAUAUAUAUAUAUAUAUAUAUAUAUAUGCUAAUUAUAAUGCUGUCAACUUUUGUGGCUCAGGUUCGUAGGCAGCAAGCAAGCGGCGACCUCAUGUUCUUGGAGAAAGUAGAAGAUGACAUCCAUAAAGACCUGGAACGUUCUAUGCGUGAGCUCCAGGCAACCCAUGCAGAAACUAUUCAAGAACUUGAAAAGACACGCAAUAUGUUAAUUGUACAGCAUAAAAUUAACAAAGACUAUCAGGUAUUUAAUUCUCCACUGUGCAGCUGACUGCUGGUAUCUCUGUCAUUAUGCGUUUUCCUUUUCCUUUUUGUAGAAUCUGAUAUAUUAAGAUUAAUGAAUCUGUGAUUUUGCAUGAUAACCAGGUCUUAAUGAGCUGAAGUCUAUCAGACUGUGCUAUUGUGAUGAGUUGUUUAUUGUAAGAUACGUGUUGUACCACACCAAGAAUUCCCCCCCCACCCUGAAACCAGUCUGUUGUACCUGCUGAAAUACAAAAGUCCCCAUCAGUAUUGGCAUUCCGCCGGCUCUUGAAGACAAACAUUUCCUUGAUCUUAUUUGAACCUUCUGCUUUGAUUGUAGUUUUAGCUGUUAAAUUAUUUUAAUGGACUUGUUAAACAUUUUAAUUAGGGGUGUUUUAAUGUGGUUUUAAUGUGCAUUUUAAUUAGGGGUAGCUGUAUUUUUAUAAUUGGUUUUAUUCUUGUUAUUUUGCUGUUCGCUUAUGUUUUUUGUGAACUGCCUUGGUAUUUUUUCUGAAACCUCUACAAAAGUUGCCAUGUGAUUUUUGCAGAGAGUUUUGGCAUCUAGAAGGAACUCUCCCCAAGACCUCAAAUUUGUUAAAUUAACAAAUUGAUCUACUGUAGCCAAGUGAAAGGGGGAGCUGUUUUUAAAGGGAAGAGAGAAAAAUAAUUAACAUAAGACUAAGGCUGUAUGGGGCUAACAAGCAUAAAAUAUUUUUUUCUCCUUCCUGAGCCUUGUUUGGAUUACAUUUUCAUUAAGGUUUAUUCCAGGAUAAGAUCAGGCAUGGACCUUCGUCUCUUGUUUUCCCCUCCCAUUGCUCUCCCCCUUUGCACCAUGAGGAACAACCAGAUUCAAUCUCCCAUGGGCAAUAGGACCUCCUUAAUUUGGAGCUCAGUAGAAGAGCAUGUGAUUUGUAUGCAGAAGGCCCCAGGUUCUAUUCCCGCUAGGGCUAGGGUAGAUUCCUGUUUGAUACCCUGGAGAGUCAUUGCUGGUCAGUGUAGACAGAAUUGAGCUAGAUGGACCAAUGGGUCUGACUCAGUAUAAGGCAGCUUCCUGUAUUAGGGGACCUAGGCCACAAUCCUAACCCUACAUACAUUUGAGAAAGCCUUACUGAAUUUAGGAUGUGUUUCUGAGCAGAACUGGUUAGAGUAAUUGUCAGAGUUAGUGAAAUUUUGAGUGCUCUGUCUCUCAGUCCACAUCUCCUUGCAGUGAGUGGAACUGGGAGAAGAAACCUGCUUUUCGUCUCUUCCCACCCUCGCCCCCACCACCAGAGAAUUAAUACCAUGGAAGAUAUUAUCUGAACAACAGAUACGUCCUGUCCCAUCACACCCCAUAAUAAUAAUAAUAAUUAAUAAAUAACAAUUAUUUAUACCCCGCCCUUCCCGGUUCAGAAAACCAGGCUCAGGGUGGCUAACAACAAAUUUAAAACACUUAAUUGUAAUACAACCUUCCACACAAACGUUACAUGAAUAUGGGGCCAAUUUCUACCCCAAUAAGAGUGUGUGUGCUUUACUCGCUCCUUUACAUCAUCAGGCAGAAGUAGAAUCUGUGACACAGAAGAUGGAGGCUCUGAGGCAGGAUUACGAGGCAAAACUGGAACAAUAUGUCCAUCUUCUUGACGUUAGGGCUUCACGUAUCCGGAAACUGGAAGGUAUGCUGGUCAGGACUCUGGUUUCAAUAGCAGGAAAUAUCUUGGGUCUGAUUUGUAUCUGGUUGAUAGAUUAGGAGAGUGGAAAAGUGUCAGUUUGAGAUCAGGUUCCAGGUGUAGUCCUCAACACUUGCUUCAUCGUUAGUUAGCUGAAAUCCGCAGGGGGUUAAAGGUAAUAUUCCCUGGCAUCUCUAGUUCAAAAAAGGAGUCCGCAGGUGAUGUAAAAGAACCCUGCCCAAGCCAGUGUUAGUUGGAGCUCGAUAGCCUGACCAGUUUUUAGACAGCUUCCUGUGCUCCUGUUCUUGAGGGCUCCUUUCCUCUGACUGGCAUCCAGAACAAAAGGGAGGACACCAUCCAGUGCUGGGCUCCAGUCAAAGAUGAAUGGGGCAAAGGAGAAUGUUCUCACUGGGAGAGGCCCAGCCAGAGCUGGAAGAAACCAACCACAUGAAAGGAAGAAAAGCUUCACACAGGCAGAUUUUGGAAAGAGCAUUACAGGAUCCUUGUGCAGGCACCCUAAUAGGUCUUUGUGGGGACUCCAGUUAUAAAGGAGGUAGACAAGCAUAUUUCAGUGCUAGUUAAGUUUGUAUAUGGGCUUUACCCUUUAUUUCCUCAUGUGUUGUUUAAGAGUGGGAUCAUGAUUGUUUUGCUAGCAUUUGUAUUUGUGCACAGCUUCAGCUAAGCAGACCUUUCCUUUCUCCAGUCAUCACAAAUGACACUGUGAGGCUCUUUUCCCCAUUGUAUUACAGGGGGACCGAAGCUGAGAGAGAAUGGCUCACUCAGGUCCACAAUGUGACUUAUGGUUAAGGUGGAAUUAAAAGUACAAAUAUCCCAAGACAAAGUGCACUGCUGUUCAGUUUACAUUCAACUGCAGAUCAGCUGAAUUUCGCGUUAUUUGCUCCUAUAGGUUUAUAGAGUGGGACCAAAUUUUUAAUAUUACCAGUGAUUCUGGUUGUCAUGUGCAUAUAUCACAGGGCAGGUAGCCAGUGAAAUUGUCAAAAGCAGCAGAGAGGACAUUAAUGCCAACAAACAGAGUCAUAUCUACUUCUUAUUGUUUGCAUUCCAGCCCAGCUGAAGGAUAUUGCUUAUGGUACCAAACAGUACAAAUUCAAACCAGAUAUCAUGCCAGAUGAUCCAGUUGAUGUGUUUGAUGAAACUGCUCACCUAGAAAGAGGAGAAAACUUGUUUGAAAUUCACAUCAGCAGAGUAAUAUUUUCUGCAGAAGCUGCCAAGUCUUUCGGUGAUCAGGAGCCCACGACUUUCUGUACCUAUGCAUUCUAUGAUUUCGAAUUACAGACAACUCCAGUCGUUCGUGGCCUUAGCCCAGCCUAUAAUUUUACUUCUCAGUAUCUCAUACGGGUGGAUGACUUCUUUUUGCAAUACAUGCAGAAAAACUCUUCCACGCUUGAGAUCCACCAUGCCUAUGGCUUGGACUUUGAGACAGCAGCAGCUUGCCAGCUGAGAUUCCAUGAAAUAUUGGAGAAGAAUGGCAGAAUCUACAACUCAGCCAUGUUAGUUGGUGAGUCUUGGUAAUGUAUGUUGCAGUGUUGAGCUUCAUUGAGCGGCAGCUGGUACCCAUUGGGACUGGCAGCGCGGGAAGCAGGAAGUAGGCGGAGCCAGAGCCAAUUUUAGCUUUGUUCUCCUUCUGCCUUCCUGCUGAGUUCUACAAAGGCAGCUCCGAGAUUAAGGAGGAGGAAGCUGACAGGCAGUGCCACCCCCUGGCCCAGUUGCAAAUAAAAAAGCAAGCAGAUGGGCGCUAACUGAGGUCAGACUGCAGCUGGUGGUGCAGUGCCUCAUACAUCCUUAUGACCCAGCCUGCACUGGCUGCAGUUGUGUAUUUGUUUGCAAUUUUAGGUACGAUGCAUUAGAAAGAAAUACGCACACUCAGAAAGUAGAGUGUGGUAGGAAAUACGAUUUUCUGAAUCAGGAAUGGGGAACCUGUGGCCCUCCAGUUGUUGCUAGAUUUGAGCACCCAUAGGGUGGCACUGUGGGUUAAACCACAGAGCCUAGGGCUUGCCGAUCAGAAGGUCAGUGGUUCGAAUCCCCGCGAUGGGGUGAGCUCCCAUUGCUCAAUCCCAGCUCCUGCCAACCUAGCAGUUCGAAAGCACGUCAAAGUGCAAGUUGAUAAAUAGGUACCGCUCCUGCGGGAAGGUAAACUGUGUUUCCGUGCGCUGCUCUGGUUCGCCAGAAGCGGCUUAGUCAUGCUGGCCACGUGACCCGGAAGCUGUACGCCAGCUCCGUUGGCCAAUAAAGCGAGAUGAGCGCCGCAAACCCAGAGUCAGCCAUGACUGGACCUAAUGGUCAGGGGUCCCUUUACCUUUAAUCUCUGACCAUUGGUCAUGCUGUCUGCGGCUGCUGGGGAAUUCGAGUCAAUUUCCCCAUCUCUGGACAACAUCCACUUUUCAGUUUUGUGAUCUGACUGUUUUUUCACAUCAGAAAGGAAAGACUCAGUAACUGCAAACUUGUGUAGUUACAUUUCUGUGAAUUUCAAUAAAACUAGUUCAUGAAUUAGUGUCACUUCACAUAUUAUGUGGCAACAAAUGCCUGCUUGGAUACACAUAGUGAGGAUCGUGUAUUUUGAUGUAAGCUCUGGAAAUUCCAGUUCAAGCCACCAACAACGUAUAUAAGUUUACAGGUGGCCUGAAUCAGAUAGCUAAAUGUAUGUAUUUUUAUGUUUUCUUACAUUUGUAUCUGCUCUUACCUCUGCUGUGGAGUCCAAGGUGAUGUACUUGUGGUUCCUAAACCAUUACUCAUCCAAGUACUGAUCAGACCCAGACCUGCUUAGUCAGGUGGUGGCUUUAGGUGCCUUCAGACCAUACCUUUGGACCUUAUAAAUAAAUUCCUUUGUUAGUAGAUCAAGAACCAGUUGUCAUUCAUAUUGGUAGAUCUGAGGUCACCGCAAAAUGCAGUAUAAUUGAGACAUCAAAAAAAGAUAAACAGAUGUUUCUACUUGUUAAUUAUGGAUUGAUCAAUAUUUAUGUCAGAACAUUAAAGGUGCAGGCAUAGUUUUGUUUCAAUAAUUACCAUGAAAAUAUCAAAUUCCCAUUGUGGUCUACAUAUUUAUUGGCUAUUGAUGGGUCACGAUGGAUUUUCUUCCAACUAAAGCUGCACUAAAAAAAAGAAAGCAUUAAAAAUAUUAUCUAAUCGAAAGCAUGACUCCCAUUACCAGUAAAUCAGGAUUGGACUUUUACAUUCACUAUCGAAAAUGAGUUCCUCCUGCUACUGGUAUAUUGAUUUAAAGGGAACUAUGCAGGCUUAAACUCAUAAUCUUAGCUGCAGCUCUUUGCAAACAAUUGCUUUGACCAAAGGAGUAAGAAAUCAGAAAUCGGUCUUGCUUAUACCUACCCAGAAGGUGUGGUGGGGAGCAGUUUUCACUUCAUGUCUAAACACCAUUAAGAAAGGGGCUACCCAGCUUUCCCAAAUAAGGAUUUCCAUAACCUUGGCACCAAAAGAGAUGUCAUCUCUUGGACAUCCAUGAAUCUUCUCUGUUGAACAUAAAACAGUGCGCUCCCAUUAUUACACUGAUAACCUUUGCAGAUGCAGCACUACUAAUUUCUAACUGGGGUUGUUGGACCUGUGGCCCUCAAGUUGUUGUUGUAUUCCCAUCCGCUAUAGCCAGCGUGGUCAAUGGUCAGGGCUGAUGGGAGUUAUAGACCAGCAACAUCUGAAGUGCCACAGAUUCCCCAUCCUGCUCUAAAUCAUGGUUAAGCAGGACAUAUGUCCUGCUUCUAGUGCUGGAGCAAAAGGAUAAGGGGUGACCCAAAAACUGCCUUUGUAUACUGAACAACAGAUCGUAACAGCAUCAAGCUUUGAAUGAAAUUAAGAUUGCAAACCAUAUUGAGCGAGUCCGUUGACUGCACAAUCCAAAUCAAAAAGAUCGUUGUUUUUAUUAUUCUGUGCCAGAAUGGUGAUCAUUUUGGGACAGUGUGUUUGGAGUUCUGGUGUCCCAUCCCACUUUCUCUACUUUUAUUAAACAUCUUAUUCAAUAAAACAAUACAGUGCCACAUCUCCCUCUGCAAAGGUUACUUGACACUCCACCUGAGUUUUUCAAAGUUUAUUGUUACUGACAGAUUUUGUUGUGAAUGUACGAUUUUCUGUGCUUUAGUGAUGUGUUUUAUUAAUACUGGAUAAAUUGUUCUCUUGAUCUCUGGAUCGUUCUGUGCACAAAAUGAAGGGUGGGUUGGGGCAUGUUUGCAUUUGUUGACAGAACUGGAUUUGGAUAAGAGAGGUCUGGAAUUAGGCUUUUGGCUUUGCUGUGAUGGUAGAUGGAGAUCUUCAUAAGCCUGAAAGCUGGAACACUUGACUCUCUAACUUCGUGAUGUAUCACAUGUUUUAUGUUUAGGAGUUGGACGAAGUGUCCGAAACUAUGGCACUGUGGAAUACUGGGUCCGGUUAAGAGUUCCCAUGGACCAGGCAAUCAGGCUGUAUAAAGAGCGGGCAAAAGCCCUCGGAUACAUAACGACAAAUCUAAAGGACCAGGCAAGCUCAAGAAUCUAGAUUUGUUUUAUUAACCUUAUCGUUGUGGCCAUAAUUCUGUUUCCCUUCAUGUCACUGUAUGUUGUAGCAUUUUGUUUAUAUGUCUUUUUUCCAUACGGGUGUGUUCCUAUAGAAUUUCUGGUUUUGCCUUAAAUGCUUUGCCAAGAUGUGAACUCAUAGAUCUGCUCACACGUGUCCCAGGUAAUCCUCCAGAUUUAUCACCCUAGCCAAUAAUCCAUGCAUCCAUUGGUUAUAGGAGGAUUCAGUAGCAUAGCUCCAUCCUACGCUAGCAGACCCCAAAUCAUGGACACUGAGAUGAGACCGUGGGAAGAAAGUAUAACAGUGUUUAGACACAUUGAUGAAGGAUAAUGCUAUCAAUGACUACUAGCCAUGAUGGCCGUGUUCUGCCUGCACUAUCGGAGGCAAUAUGUCUUUGAAUUUCAGUUGCUGGGAAUCACAAGUGGGGAGAAUGCUAUUGUGUUCAGGGUCUUCUAGUGGGCUUCCCAUAGGCAUCUGGCUGGCCACUGUGAGAGCUGAGUACUAGGACAAGGUGGGCCCUUGGCCCGAUCCAGCAAGGAUCUUCUUAGGUUCUUACAACAAAGAAUAACAAAGUUUAUGGUGGGUCACCGGUUUUCCUAGUGGAAUUAGCAGGAAUAAGGAGGAGGAGAAAGGGACUUCAGAACCAUUAAGGAACAAGCCACAAUAUUCUUUUUAUAGAUGUCCUUUGUUUAAAACAAUGACUGCCAACUUCUGGAGUUUGCAGGACUAGUUUAUUCUUGAAUAAGCUGCUUUCAUGACAUCAUCAGUCCCAGCAGGAAGAUUCCUGCUUCCAGCUUGAGAAAGUGACUGGGAGGAAUACAUUGUUCUGCACAUCAGAUAAUGAAGGUGCCAUAGUAGAAGCUGUGACCGACAUUCAUUAAUUCUUAGAAUAUACCGUCUCAAAUUUGUUUGUGCCAUUUUUAUUAUGCCCUCCUUCCAAGGAGCUCCAGGUAGUGUACAUGGCUCCCCCUUUUUAACCUAACAACAAUCAUGUGAGGUAGGUUAGGCUCCGAGUGGCUGGAUCAGCCCACAACCUUCAUGACUGAUUAGGGAUCUUUGAACAUGCCUCUCCCCAGUCCUAGCCCAGUACAUCAAAGUUAAUGCCAGUUCGAUCUUUGUGUGCAUUUCAGCUUGCCAGUGUGUCUAUAAGUCUCUCUUCACCUAAUUAGCUUUUUUCUCCUCCUGUUAAAACAGCCAGUGCUCAGUCCUGCCCAAGUCAACACUUCAGCAGAUGGAAACUUAAAUGAGCUUCACAUUACAAUAAAAUGUUGUAGCAACCUACAGUGCCGAAAGAGAAACCUCCAGCCAAAUCCUUAUGUUGUCUACAAGUUCUUUGAUUUUGCGGAUCACGAUACCGCCAUCAUUCCUAGCAGCAACCACCCGGAGUUUGCCGAUCAUAUGUGCUUCCCAGUGCCAAUGAAUGCAGACCUCAAUUGCUACCUAAAAUCUGAAUCCUUGAGUCUGUAUGUUUUUGAUGACAAUGAAACAGAAGAUGGGGUUUAUCUAGGAAAAGCAAACGUGCCUUUAAUUUCAUUAUCACAUGACAGAUAUAUCUCUGGUAAGAACCUUUUGCCAAACUAUAAAACUAGCUGGUAUAUUUAAAUUUAAAUUGUUAUAUUUUGUUGAAAUACCAAGCUCAGCUUGGUCAUUGCUUCCCUGCUAGCUCUUAAUACCAGCAUCAUGUCCACAUUGCAGCUGUUGUACCUUUUAAAUCUUUUGAAUAUUUUAAAUAACUUUCAAAAAACUCACUCUGGCUUUCUCUCUGGCUUUCAGCCUCUUCUGAAACGAACGACAGUUGUUCAAGAGCCCCCACACAGGUCCCAUUCAUUCCCAUGUAGGUCAUGCAGGAGAACUUCUAAAUGUGUGGUUCCCUAAGGCCUCUGUCAUAGUUAACUUUGAAGUAAUUUCCAUUGGGGGGGGGAUGGGGCUUACUUCCAAGUGCAUACGUGUAUGGGUGGGAUCUUGGUGAAAAUUGGUUCCACUCCUCCAUGCUAACUGAUUUACUAAUUGUAGUUCAUUGCUGUUAUGAUAGCAAAGGCCCUUCUAUACAAUUACAGCUUGUAUAAUUCUGUUAGACUGUGUCUUUUUAUAAUAAUUUACUUAUUUAUUUUGCACUUAUAUUCUUCCAUCAUGGAACCCAAGGCAGCAUACACAUUGUUCCCAGGUGCAGUGGCCAGGGCCAGCCCCGCAAGAUGGUGCUUAGUCAACAUACAAAAUAUUCAGAAAACCAACUCAUAUAUUUGCUCUUGUACUUAAUUUCAGGUACCUUUGAGCUAACGGAUGAUAAAGGCCACUCCACUGGUACAAUUAGUGUUGAACUAAAAUGGAAGUUUGCUUACCUCCAGCCAGCUGGUUUGAUUGUUGCUGCAGACCUAGCAGAUUACAUCCAGAAUGAGAAACCAGUGAAGGGCCAAGGAGAAGGUCCCAUCCUGGCUCCUUCUUUCUCGUCAGCACCAAUGGUAUGAUGUUUAAGUCUUCCUUUUCUUUUUCUUUUUUUACUAAAGAGUAUAUAUGUGUCUCCAAAUGAAAUGAAAUGGUGGUUGGAUACCCACCCAGCCCAAUUUUCCAUCACUGGAGCCCCAUGUCUCUUUUUAAAAAUGAAUAAACCUAGACAAACGUGCACUACUGAAACACAUUUUGAUGAGCAAGCUUCUCCCAGCUUACCAAAGUAUGGACUCAUCUCAGUUGCUCUGGCUCAGGCUCAGUUCCAAUUUGGCAUGCAUUAAUUCUUUUAAGCUCAGACCAUUCCAGUUGAAGGCCCUGUCACACUCCUAGUGUGAUGGAAUUGGGACUCAAGAUCCCCAAAGACACCCCCCCCCAACACAGAGAUCUAGGAAUCUGUCUUAUACUGAGUCAGCUCACUGGUCCAUCUUGCUCCAGUAGCAGCUCUCCAGGGUGUCAGUCGGGGAAACCCAGCCCUGUCAGAAGAGGCUAGGGAUUGAAUGUGGGGGCCUUCUGCAUGCAAAGCAAUUGUUCUGCCACUGAGUCACAGCCCUAUUGGGGAAUGAUUGUUGUGAAGCUUCCCAACGUUUGAAGAACUACUGGCCCAAUCCACUGAGUGAGAAACACUGAGAACUAAGCAUCCAUUACAAGUAGGAUCCCUGGGGAAUGAAGUUUGCAGUGCUUCCCAGCUCAGUAGUUUGGACCAGAAAGCAGAUUGGCAUAUUCCAGGCUUCUUAACUCUUCUGAAUUCAGGGGGUGUGGGGUGUGGAAGACAGUGCAUUUGAACCCAAACUGCAUUAUCAGGAACUUUGCUGGUACUGCUAGCUUUUGACUCAAGUCUCUUUGUUCCUUAGAGGCCACAGCCUAAGCCAAGACAGCGCCCAGCUGCAGCAGACAAGAAAGUAUCAUUUGUGGAGGUGCACACGCUGCCAAAUCCAGUGAGUCUGGACUUUUUCUCUCUCUGUGUGUAGAGCACAUUUCUCCAGGCAACCUAAAAUAGGCUUUUCAAAUAGCUCUGCCUUUUCUACUGAGUGACUAUAAGAUCUUAAGGUCUAUGAGAUCUCCAAGAACUAGGGGAUGGAAAAAGUGGGGCUAUAUAAUCAAGACAGAAACAAACUAGCUUCCUUGAUGAAAGGGUAAUGAUGUUGGGGUUUCAGGGAUAGAAUUCCAGAAAUGGGGUGCCACCACCAAAAAGGUUGGUUCCGUCUCUCCCUCUCUCCCCCCUCCCUCUCUCUGCAAUAGCUUUUUCUCAUGUAGGAUUACACUUGUGUUGUCUUUAGGUCCAGUUUGUUGAUGUUCCAUGACACUGACUGCCUAAUAAACAGUUGGUCUGUUUUAUCAGGAUCCCCAAACUUGGCCCUCCAGAUGUUUUGGGACUACAACUCACAUCAUCCCUAGCUAACAGGACCAGUGGUCAGGGAUGAUGGGAAUUGUAGUCCCAAAACAUCUGGAGGGCCGAGUUUGGGGGUGCCUACUCUAAGUGAUGUCUUACUGUGUUUGUCUGUUUAACUGAAAUGGUUAGCUGCUUUGAAUAUAAAUAUUAAAAACUGAGUAGAAAUAUGCUGAAUAUUUUUAUUCAUUCUUAAAGCUUUAACAAUAUUUGUAUGCUACCCCAUAACAAAAAGUUAUCUGGGUGGCAUAAAAAGAACUUCUAUACAAAAUGAAAUUUAUACACAAAAAACAUAAAUAAAGCAAGAAAACAAAACUCUCCACAACUCCCAAAGCUAAAGCACAGAUUUAAAGACUGUGAGAACCAGAUUGCAUUAAUUAUUUUUAAAGGACUGAGUGAACAUAAAGUUCUCUUCCUGGCACUAAAAAGAUUACAGGGAAGGCACUAGGUGAAUCUCUCUGGAAAGGUUGUUCUAUAGCAGAGUGCCACUACCAAAAAGGCCUUCUCUGUGGUGGCUACCGAUUUUACCUGUUAAAAAAGUGACCAUUGAGUUUUAAGAAAUGCUGUCUAUAUUUGCCUCCUAAUAACUUUAGAGUCCCAUUCCUGAAAAAGAAGAUCAAGAGACUGAGCAGAAAAAUAAAGAUGAAAGGCCCGAUGUUUCAAACAUUCCACAGGUACAAGAAAUUUAAAAUCCACUAAUUCAAGAUUUUAUUUCUAAUUUUAUGUGGUGCUGAAAGCGUUAAUUGAUUGUGUAAUCAAUACAUUUAAUUUUGGAUUCGAAAUGAUGGCUUUAAUUUAGUCUUAGAACUAUACCAUGGAUGGGAAACCCUUCAGGUCCGAUUCCCAUGAGCCCCGGUCAGUUUGGCCAGUGGUGACAGAUGAUGUCAGUUGUAGUCCUAACAGGAUGGUUGGAAAACAUUUUAUGUCUCUGCAUACAGGGAAUAUAUGCUGGCUGCUUUUCCAAAUAGUGCGAGGUUGUCCGCAGUAUUUAAUAGCAAAAAUAUAAUAGCAUAGUUAAACCCUUUAGGUAAAUCACCUUUGUGGCAGGGUGAUUGUGGGAUCUCAGCAGAUCUAUCAGCCUGGGGUAGGCAAGGAUGCUGCAACUAUAGUAACUCUGUGCAUUCCACUUAGAUAGCAGACUGCCCAUUUCGAAGGAAGGUUAAGAGAUUAGACUGGUUGUUCUUAGUUACAGGAAAGUAAUUCUCUCUCCUACUCCCUAUCCCUGGAUUGGUCAUUUGACAAGCUGCUCUGAAAUGAAUGGCAAAAAUUCUACAGGGAAAAGAGAAAGCUAGGCAUUGCAAAUUGAAUGCUUUAGUGAAUGGCUUUAUACAGGUUUACAAGACAUGUCAUGUUAUAUAUUAAAGAACCAAGAGUGCAGUGCCAAGAUGGAUUAGAGUUCAUGGAGUCAGUCUCCAUAGCGCUUCCGCUGUGGGCCGCUGUCCAAGUUGGAAGUUGCAUUCACAGCACAAAACAUUCCUAACGUGAGAGUGUAGGGUGGGAAAUUCUCAUACAUCUGACCUGCUGCUUACGCUGGAUGCAUUUGAAUAUAUCAAGAACUCAACAAGCAAGUGGAACUUACCCUCUCCCCCCCCCAACCCCGCCCAGAUUUCAAACCUCUUUUAUAGAAGAUGCAUAAAUCUCAGCUGUCAAAUUUAGCAGGUUGGAAAUCAGACCUUAAAGAAACAGAUUUUAAGUUUAAAAACCGUGUUUGUGUAAAAUUAAAUGCUAACAAUAGCUUUAACGGUACCAUGUAUGAAGGCUUCUGUAAUCCGUACUCCAGCUCACGCCAGAAACACAAGCAGACAGAAGAAUAGGAAAACCCACAGCCACAUUUCAGCGGGAACAGGAGGAUCUUUCUCAGCUCUCUGAAGGUCAGUUUGCUGACCAGAGCUCAGCUACUUCAGGAGAUGAAACCGAAAUUACUGAGGAACUGGAACCAGAAGGUAAUUUUCUGCUUAUACAACGUACCUCUGCUUCGCUCCCUAUUAGACAUAUGAUGUUGAAAGUAAAGGCAGCCAGAUCUGUCAAUGUUGGUUUCUCUCACUUCUCUCACUUUUCCAAUAUUCAGUUCAUCCCAUUUCUCCCUCAGUUUGCAACUUAAAAAAAAAAGUUUGCAUAAAAAUUCAUAUGCAUUUUGUGCACAUUUCACCCAAUAUACACAGGUCGGUGCACAGAUUCGCCUCCCAUGUACAUUUUUGCCAGCUAUUUACCCCAGUCUUCAUUUUUGUUUGCUAUUUUCACUAAUACAGGCAUCCUUGUACAGUCAUACCUCUUGUUGCGUUUGCUCCAGGCAAAAUCUUUUCAGGUUGUGUCCCGCGGCAACUCGGAAGUACCGGAACGGGUUACUUCCGGGUUUUGCCGCUCGCGCAUGCACAGACGCUCAAAAUGACGUCACACGCAUGCACAGAAGUGGCGAAUCGCGACGCGCAGACACAAGUUGUGUUCUGCUCAUGUUGCGAAUGGCGCUCCAGAACAGAUCCCGUUCACAACCAGACGUACCACUGUAUCUACUUUCACACAAUUAUGCAUUUUUGUUUGUGAACUAUAUCACAAAAUUCAGGGAACAGCAAAUUUGAUAGGGCAGUGGGGUUAUAGCAGGGGUAGUCAACCUUUUUAUACCUACCGCCCACUAAUGCAUCUUUCUUGAUGGUAAAAUUUCCUUACCACCCAACAGUGCUCGAUGGAAGGAAGAUUCAGCUUGUGCCAUAAAACCCCUACUGCCCACCUAGAAUCCUGAAAUGCCCACUAGUGGGCGGUAGGGACAAGGUUGACAACCCCUGGGUUAUAUGCAUAUUGGGUUGGGAAAUGUGAAUUUGGUAGUUCCAGUUAAAAUGCAAACAGAAAUAAUUUCUCCCCAUCCUAAGCUGACUGCUGAAUUAACUUCAGCAGAGGCCAUUGUUCUGCUCUCUCACAUCUGUAGCCAAGUUGGAGUAGUUGGUGUGUUAGACUAAAAGAAUAACGUCCAGCUUUGUAAUAAUUGAGAAAGAAGGUGGGAGGGAGUUUCCAGCCAAGUUCCAUGAAAUAUUAAAGGAUGCUGGCUUCUGUUUUAAAAUGUCUUUAUAUUCUCUCUUCAGAAGAGAGAUUCCUCUUUCAGAAGAGGUGCUGUUCUGAAGACUAUUUUGAAGUGUGUGGUCCUUUUGUCUGCAGAUAGCAACCACUCAUAAUGUCAAAGAGAGGGAGUCUCAGACAAUAAGAGGCUAGUAUAUGACCUAUCACAUAUCUCUGGAUGAAAGGAGCUAGAAGCAUCUUAAUGCAAAGAAUGCAAACAUCCCAGGUCAUGGUCAUUACUAUUACUAUUAUUAUUAUAUGUUUACUGUAUAGGAAGCGAACUGAGAGACCUUCUAUUGCAGGCCCAGAUUCCAUUCAAGCGCCAUUGAAACAAACAGCGUUGCAGGGAGAACAGCAGUUUCUGAAUUCCAGUAACAACCAGAAGCAUAAAUUGUCAUGUGCCACAAAGCUGUUUUGCAUUAUAGGACCUAUUCAGACCAGGAUUCAGUGUUCAGUAGAGGCCUGCAUAGAUGAUCAGUUGAACCAGUGACCAUAAAAGGAGAGCAUAGUCUAGCUAUUCCAUGCAUGUCCAUCACUUGAUAACCUGAAGUAUUAGUGUCACUUUGUAUGUAUGAAUGGGCCAUUUUGGUUGUAGCACCACAAACUUUCAUAUCAAUCUAGGGACAAUUAGUUCAAAGGAGUUGGUUCACAACUUCUGCUGUCAAUUAUGACGUUUACAGUAAUCUUGUUGCGGGGGGGGGGGGGGAAACAAGCAGUAGACACAUCUAUGUGAAAUAGCCCCAUUUCCUUGUAUCCCCAAAUUCCCACAUACAACUGCAUUAUGUGGACAACUCAUGAGUUGUUAAAGGGUGAUAAUGACCAACAUCCCAUUCCUACAAAACAUUGCAAAAUGGCUAGUCCUCAGGGGCUGCAUGGUCAGUGUAACUGCUGUGAAAUGCAUUGUUUGUGAACAAUUUCUUCAAGUUGGGUAGUGGUUUUGUGUAAUAAAUUAUAUUUGUGCUCCUGGAUUGGCACAUGAUAGUAAACACUUAUUUGUAUAAUCAUCCAAUAAGCUAUUCCCAGGGUUGCAAUAUCCCCAGUGUGAACACCUCCCUGGAGUGUCACCUUUGUUAACUCCUUUGGUGGUAAAGUAAUAAAUCAUCAUUCCUUUGGCAAAGGAGACCCAUAGAUGUGAUAGAAGCUGUCCCCAGCAGAUUAUACAAGUAUGUAAAUAAGUUAUGGGUAAAUAAACUGGAACCUGCACACCACAGGGAAGCCUGGCAUAUGGAAUGACAACUUGAUCUCAGUUAACCUUGGGAACUGACAGGGAGCAGCACUGUCCCCUGAACUAAAGCCAUAUGAAUGCAUGCAAAGUCUCAGCAAACUUGAUAUGAAUUGUUCAGUAUAGGCUUGGAGGCCAUGCAAAAUAUUCAGGGUUUGGUCUUUUCUUUUCUUUUCUUUUAAAUAAUCUCUUACUAUGAAUGAAUUGGUAACACUGAAUCUCUCCAAGUGCCAAAUCAAAGUGAAACGAGGCCUGAAGAGGAAUCGGGUGAUUCUGCAGACCAUUUAAUGAUAAUUGAUUGGCCAGUGUCACGUUGUGUCUGCAAGGAAGAGAAAUCGUACACCACUCUGUGGAACUAUUUCCAUUCGCUUUUAUACCAUGUGUUUUAACAGUUUUCUUUGACCAUCUCAACUGGACUUAAUACUGGCUAUGUGUGUGUUUGUUUGUUUCUGUUCUGAUUGUUUUCACAACAGACCAAGAUGAUAGACAGGCAACUGAUGCUGUUGAAUCAGUGACAGAUAGUGAUGACUGUAUUGUCCCAAGUUCAGUGUCCACAAGCCUUAAGCAGGUUAGUCUCUCUCUUUGUGUAAUUGAAUUCUUCCGUCUAUACCUUAUCAAAGGCUUUUUAACCCUCCACCCCACCCACUGAUAUUGGACUUAGAAUAUCAAGAAGGUUGUUCAACUUCUAAUUAGUCCUUUGUGAAUACUAUUAGAGAACAGAAUACCCAUUUGUGGCAUGGGGAGGGGCACUGGUGAGGUUUGAUGGAGGGUGUAUGUGUCUGUAUGUGACAAAGAGUGGGGGAAUUUUCUAACUUAUUUCAGGCUUCCUAACGUCUUUCUUCAAAAUCUGGCCUUGAAUUUUUAGUGUUGUGCCUACAAUGAUUGAUAUCAGCCUGAUUAUAAUGUUUAGGCACUAGCUUAGAAAAAAACGCAUGUGCAACAUCUUAGCCCGUAACCAGGCACAUUAAACAAUGUUUCGUGCUUGAUUGGCUUCUUGUCUAUUCAUCAUCCCUCACAGGGAUUUUGAAAUUCUGCCACCUAUCUAAGCCAGACAGAGAGAGAGAAAUUAUUUUAAUAGCUGGAACUGUAUUAUGAUUAACUGCAUAUUCCAUGCCAUCAAAUUCUUUUAAGCUGUAACAAUGUGAGCCAAAUAGGAAAAUUACUCAUUGCCAAUGAGCCCUGCAAGAAUGCAGCUGGGUCUACAAAUCUCUAGUAUUGUUGCACUCUAUUAUAACCAGAAUGAUUUAGGAGGACUUAAAAUAUCUUGCAGCCUCUAAAGAGCUUGGUGCGUGGGUCUUUUAUUCCUAUCUUUCUCCACUCAUCUGCCCAAGACGAAAUGUAGCAACUGGUCCAAGAUGGAGAAAAAAAUCUUAAUUAUCAAGGGCACAGUCCAGUUCUCCAUAAGUGAUUCAUGAGCAGCGGCUGCCCUGCUCACUUCAGUGUCAGGGGCAAACUGGGAUACCAAGAUGUCAUUACAGAGUAUUGCUGCCACAUCUGUUAAACUAAACUAGUGGCAAUUCUUUGGGCAUGACCUGCCACCUGUUUUAAGGGAAACUUUUGUGCUCAGUUCCCUUUGCUGUGAACAGUGAAGUCCUCGCAUGCUCUGGAGCUCCUGUACAUUUAGGCAUCUGAUGGACUAGGACUGUUAAGUGAAAGUUAAGUCCCACUUGAACUCAGGAGAUUUGCUUCAGAUUAAUGGGGAUAACCCAGCCACUUCAAAGUCUCAUUUGUUUCAAUAAGUCAAUAUUAAAUAUGUGCUUCACCUCUCCCUUUGACUUCAGUGGGACUUAGGCAUGCUUGAUGUAUGCUGAAUUUGGAAGGAAAUCCCACUGAGCUGAAGAUGACUCUUAAAAGGGGCGAGGGGACUUUCUCCUACCUAAUAACCCCCAUCCAGCAGUUCUUUCUACAAAUGGGAACUCUUAUACUCAAGAUGCAAUUAUUAUCUGAUGUUCAAGGCAGGUGUUAGAGACCAAUGGCCCUGUGGAUGUUGCUGGAAUACAACACCCAUCAUCCAUGAUAACUGGCAGUGCUGAUGGGGCUUGUUGGGCUGUGCAACAUCUGGAGGGCCACAUGUUAUCCAACCUUGAUUUAAAAGGAUAUAUUAAGAACCGCCACUAAUUCACUAAUCUGAGUGCUCGUGCGUGCAUCUCUGUACCAUCUACUUCAACUAGCAGCAGAUCUUUGAGGUUCCUGGCCUGCUACUUGAGGCCUUUCUUGUGUGUCAUUUAAAGCAGAGAUAUCAUAGCUUAAAUGUGCUGUGCCACUGGGCUAUGGUUCUCCCCUUGAAAUUGCUUCUGUUAUAGCCGUUUGCCGAAGUGUUUGCAAUAGCAGUUACAGCUACGAUCAAAAUCUCUAGAUGGAAGAAAGCCAUUACACCAGAAAUGCCUAGUUGGUUGUAGGAGGGGGAAAAACCUAACUAAAACCUUUGUUCAAGAUCCAGCUUCUUAUUUUUAUCAGUGAGAUAAAUAUCCCCAAGGCUGUUCCAACACUGUAAACACAACUUCCGAUUUUAUUUAGAGAUUGCCUCGCUAAUUAUCCUGUGAAUCCAAAUGGCAAGCCACAUUGUUUCAGCCACUUAAGAUUAUGCUGUUCCCCUUUUGCAGGUUGCAAAUCAAACAGUCCAUGGUUAUUUCUUAGUUAUGUUGAUCAUAAAAGGAAUCUUAACAGAUAUUUUUUUCCACCCAGGAUUUAACUAUACCACUUGCUUUUUCGCCUUCUUUUUCUUGUCUGUUAUGUAUAAUUAAUCAUAGAUUACUUCAUUUUGUUUCAUUGCAUUUACAACAUUUAUGAGCUUCGCUUUGUCGGUAGGAAAUGCUUGUCCCCUUCUUUUUCCUUUCCAAAGUGGCGUAAUUAGUGUUAGCAUCUUUUUUAACAGGCUACAUAAAGUUUAGUGGCUGGAUUAAAUCAUGUCAUUAACAUAAUGUGCUAUACAAUUUGCCCCUAUCUCUUUUCGUUUCCACUACAUCAAAGUGCCACAGAGUGCCAACGUAAUUGGGCCUUGCUAGCUUGUCAGGUUGAGUCAAGAUGAUGACUGGUGCUUUUGCUAAAAAAAGCUUCCAGGCAUGAUAAUUAAUGGAAGGGGGAGGGAAAAAAUCAGGGAAAUGUAAAACUUUGGAUGGUUCUUUAUGAAUAUUUCAUACAUUUGAAUAAUCAGAAGUUAACAUUAUCAAUUUGAUGUAUAAUACAUUGAUUAAAAGCCUUGUUACAGGCCCUCGAAAUAGACAUCAGAACUGGAAAUUUGCAUUUUCUUUGGCGGAGUCUAAAAAAGAAAUAAAAUAAAAUUAACAAUUGCUUGCUCUCAUCUCCACCUCUGCACUUGAUCAUUUUGAGUAAUAAUAUAGCUUUCAAUUAUCACAAUAAAAUUUUACUGCUGUCAGCUCUCAAGUUAUCUUCAAAUGUGCCCACAAGGCAAAUCUUAGCAAAACCAAUUUAUUCCGUGGUGGUCUCAUUUUCCUCUAGGUGUGUUUACAUCUUUUCUCCUUCAUUAUAGAUAGUCUUUGUGUGCUUUUCUUGCACUAAUAGCAGUUUAGUGAAAACUGUCAUAAUCACUUUCCUUAAAUUAAGAUCUUAGGGUUCUUAAUUAAUUUGGACAUUCGGCAUUCUUUAAAGAGCACAAGGCAGCCUUUCCAGGUGGCUGUGUUUCUGCAGAGCACCAUAUGUUGUAAAAAAAACCCCAAAGAAGACACUAAGUUAAAUUGGGGGUCCUGGAAAAGAAAAGAAAAAAGCUAGCUUUUGUUUUGGGGGUUUUCUAAUAUAUCUAUUUUUAGACUUUAUAACUACCCGGUCCACCUGGGCUAUAGUUGGACAAAAAGAUUAUGAGCUUCAGAGGAAUAAUUUUUUUUAAUGCGCUCAUGAACCGCAAGAAAGCAUGAUUUAUUGGUUUGUAGGUAAAUGUAUUAAGUUGAAACGCUUUAACUUCAAUUCUCCUAUAAUUAUGAUAAAUCAGUGUUUUUUGGAUGCCUCUUUGAAAGCUGUUCAGCUGAAAAUGGCUUACAGGGACUGCAUUCAGAUAUGACGCUCAACCAUGGUUUAGCGUUAUUAGAAUGAGCCAUGACAAGCCUUUGGGUUCACACCCUCCCUUCUCCUCUGAGUGUGAGAAGAUUGAAUGCUUCCAUUUCUAGUUGUGAGUAAACUGCAGUUAGCCGUUAGAGCCAAAAUUCAGGGAAAUGGUGGAUUAUUCUAAUUGUGAUUAAGUCAAAGAAAGCAAGAUCAGACCAUCCUUUCAGAUCCAGCUAGAACAAGCCACAUUUUCCUGAGUUCAGGAAGGGGUAAAGCAUAUGGAAAAGGGCUGUGUCUCUGGCUCCAUUUCUGGUGAUGCACAGUUUUCCACAACCCAUCCGCACGUUAGCAUGGGGCGCCCUUGGUGUGUAAAUCUGCUAUAUGCAUAACCUUCCCCAGAUCACUCAGGAGCCAAGAAAAGGCUACCAAUACCUCUGUAUUGGUGCGAAGACUUCCCUGCCUCAGGCAUCGACUCUAAUGCAUGGUGGGCAGAGCCAAGAGCCGCCAUGCUUUAUUGGUGGCAGGGCCUACAAUGCCAUUUCUCCUUACCUCAUGAGCUGUGGAGGAGAAGGGACCUAGAGGAAACCAUCUCACCAGGAAACUUUCUUAUAAUGUUAAUUUGGUUUAGCAUGAUUUCUAAACUAGUCCAAAUUCUGAAAACGCAGUGGUACCUCGGUUUUCAAACGUCUUCGUUGACAAACAUUUCGGUUUUCAAACGCCGUACAUGCUUCAGUUUUCGAACACACCUUGGAAAUCAAACAUGCCACGCAGAUUCCGCUGAGUGCAAGAUCCAAUUUGCAACCAACUUGUUUUUGUGACUUUCUGCGCCUCGGUUUUCAAACGUUUCAGAACUUGGUCUUCCGGAACGCAUUACGUUUGAAAACCGCGGUACCACUGUAACAAUAUUGAGUUGCAUCCAACCAAGUUCUGUUCAUGGUAGACCCACUGAAAUUCUAAGUUAGUCAUUCCCACCCAUUUCAGUGGACCUACUUUAAGUAGAACUAACAUUGGCUACAGCCUAUUGACGUUUGGGCCCACCCAGGGGUUCUGUAUGUUGUCCUUUGUUUGCACAGCAGGGAAUCUGAUACCGGCUCGAUAUUGCCUGCAUUGACUGGAAGUACCUCUCCAGGUUUGCAGGUUGGGGUUUCUUUCCCAGCCUUCCAUGGGGAUUGAACCUGAGACCUUUUGCAGGGAAGGCAUGCACUCUGCCACUAAGCUACUAUCUCUCCCUUGCAACAGUAGCCCUCACCUCAGUACUCCCUUUAACUCGGGGUGGGCAAUCUGUGGUCCUGCAGAAGUUGUACUACAGUUCCCAUCAUCCAUAACUGUUGCAGCACCGGCUGGGGCUGAUGAGUGCUAGAAGUCCAGCAACAUAUGCAAGGUCACAUGUUGCCCACUCUCCAUCUUCAAGGACCAUCCUUCAGCAUUCUGGAAGUGCAGGCCUCUUUUUCAGAAAAGACACUAAGGCUCAUGCUCAAUAUUUAUCAUACAGAUUCCUUUGUUGGGCCAUACUAUCCAGCCCUGUGAAGCCUGCUUAUUUAUAUGCCUUGGCCAUUCCUGUUGCAAGCCCUUUCUUUCCUUAAUAGAAAACAAGUGUACUGAUUAUUUUCUCCAUCAAACAUUAUAAAGGGUCUCCUUUACAUCCAUAACUCCAACAUUUGGACUUCAUUUGUUGACGGCCGUUUCAGCAUGAGCCGGUUUUGACAGUCGAGUUAAAUAUUUGGAGGGGAAUGACUCUGAAUUUCACUUAAAAAUACUCCUGAUAUAUCUGUACAAUAGAAGGCGAAAGGAGUUGUUUCCGAAGUAAAAUUAGACAAUAGAGGCAAUUUCAUUUUUUAUGCAUGUGAAUGUAGAGUGCUUGAGGUUAUUAGUUGAAACUGAGUAACCUUUCCAGGCUUUCAUCUCUUUCUUUUCAAAUUUGAAUAUGAAAAGCAUAUUCAAGUCAAAGACCAUCACUUUAAUGACAUUUGGCAGUCAUUUGAUUUAUUAGGUUUUUAGAAAAAAAAAAUUCCUUUAAAUAUUUCAUCAUACUAUGCUAAUCCUAGUAAUAUUGCCAGCUGAAGCCAUGUACCUGUAUUAGCGGAGACAGAAUGGUGUGGAAUUUUCUCUGUCAUCCUAGUAAAAUUUCCAUGAAUCUACUGAAUAAUAAAACAACCUUAUUGAAAUAUUCAGAUUUAGGUUUUUAGUUAAAGUGUCUUAGGAUACAUAAUAAAAGAAAAUGUCUUUUGAAAAAAAAGGUGGGGGUAAAGUUACUUCAUCAAAUAUUGAAAGAGGUUGACAGGAAUGAAUAUUGUUCUUUAUUAAGGACUCUUAUUUAUUUAUUUUUUAUUUACAGUGGGGUACUCAAGCUAUUCAAUUGAUUAAUUAUAGAAUAUAUUUUCUGAAAAACGCAUUGACAAUUGCCAUGUUGAGCUUGAAUAUUGUAUUGAUUUGCAAUUUGAACGCCAACCCUCUAGAAACUGAUCUCCCUUUCUUGUUAUUCUAAUUCUGUAAUUAUUACUGCAAGGUUAGUGAUUUGAAUUUACAACCAAAAGCCUUCAAAUUCCAUACACAGGAGAAAUAGUCUUUAAUGUAGAGAGGGAGCCAUAAAGAGAAAAGUUAAGCAGAACUUGACAGCUGAGAUCUGCAAGGUGCUAGGUUUGCUCUUUGAAGAGCAGAAUCUCAUGCUUUGAAUGUUCUUCUGUGUAGUCUAAUUUUGAAAUCACAGUGGUUAUGCAUUCUUUGAAACCAUUGACUUAUUCAGGAAAAUGUGUGCUGCCCUAUUAGCAUUUGACAUGAAAACCCUUCCCAAAUAAGGGCACAGUGCCUUUCAAACCUUAAACACACUUGUAUACUCAUAGGUCACAGUCACAAGUUGCCUUGUGGCAUACUUUUGGCACAUCAAAAGGGUUUAAAUGAAUGAAUGAAACUUUAUUUGCAUCAGCCAUCGGCCAUAGCAACAAAAGAAUAUUGCGCUAUACACAAAACAGUUUGACAGCACAUCAAAGUGCAAGUAGAUAAAUAGGUACUGCCCCGGCGGGAAGGUAAAUGGCGUUUCCGUGCGCUGCUCUGGUUUAUCCAGAAGUGGCUUAGUCAUGCUGGCCACAUGACCUGGAAAAACUGCAGACAAAUGUCGGCUCCCUUGGCCAGUAAUGUGAGAUGAGUGCCGCAACCCCAGAGUCAUUUGCAACUGGACUUACCCUAUUUUUCGCUACAUAAGACACACUUUUUUCCUCCUAAAAAGUAAGGGGAAAUAUCUGUGCAUCUUAUUGAGCGAAUGUGUGAUCCUUGGAGCCGACUGGUCAGAGUGCAGGGGCAAAAAUCAGAUCAUGUGUCACGGAGGAGAGAAGGCUGCAGAGAGGAGGCUGCUGGGGUUCCUGUAUCGGGCAUAUUUUGGUGUGUAUGUGGAGGCGUGUGAGUCGUGUUGCUGCACGGGAGAGCGCGAGGUUAAAGGGGGCGUUUGUGUGUCCUUGUGUGUGGAGCCUCUUGAUCUGUACGGCAUCCCAAGGCUGUUCAUCAGCCCUGUUCCCCUUGCCAAAUUAUUGUAGCGCCUUCCUAAGGAUUGAAUUGCAACUCCUAUUUUGUUUUGCGUUCCCCGCCGCGUACGGUUUUAACUGGGCAGUUAAAGUCAGCCGCUGCUCCCCUCCUUUUGUUCUUGUCCCUUUCUGGCAGGGAGCGCACAGCUGCAGUGAAUUCCUUUCCUUCUCUCUGCCUCAGAGUCUUACACCCCACCCUCUUGUGUUUUUGGUUGCUGUGUUUGCUGUGUUCCCUUUCCGUUGCUCAGCGCUGGCUGCGGCAGCGUCACCUGGCAGCAAACAGACACGCUAAGCAAGGAGACUGGUGGCAGACAAAUUCAGCAAAGAGCAGGGAAAUCCCCUGCCCUCAUGGCAAGCAGAGGGGAAAGGAUUGUGUCCUUCCUGCUAAUUCCUUCCUAGUCACACUGCGCACAGGCUCCAGCCCACCUGGCUCAGCUUCCGACGGCUAGGAGCGCAACCGACAGUUGCCGCUGUCACCUCCUCCUCUCCAUGCCCUGCUGCUGCUGCUGCUGCGUCCAGGGAAGCAUGCUAGGGACCUGCAGGCAGCCGGAAAACAUGCAGGUGAGGGAGAGGGGGGGCUGGCUUGGGGGGGGGGCUUUUGCCUUCCUUUCCUCUCUCCCGUUAAACCCCUCUCCUGCAUUGUUAGCCGCCUCCUCCACACACCCCACGUGUGCUCCUCGUCCCUUCAGUGUUUUUCCUUCCCUCCCCACUUAAAACGUGGUUACAAGCACGGAUCCACAUGGAUCCUCAGGAUUUUUGCAUUGGGUCACCCCAAAUUAACCAUCAGAUCACAUAGCAUGUCCAUGGCUACAGCCUGCACCAAAAAAAUCAUACAUCCACUGUUUCAUUCAGAAUAUUUUUUUCUAGUUUUCCUCCUCUAAAAACUAGUGCGUCUUAUGGUCAGGUGUGUCUUAUGGAGUGAAAAAUACUUUCAGGGGUCCUUUACCUUUAUAUAUAUAUAUAAAACACAGUCUAGCCCCCUUUCUUUUUCCUUUCUUUUUUUUUCUUUUUCUUCUCCCCCUAAUGCCUCAACAAAUGAAAUGGAUUUGUAAAAAUGUUACAUGGAAAAAAAAUACGAGGCAUUACACUUACUUCUGUAAAACAAGAAAAUCCUUAAUAAAAAUAUUUUAAAAAAAUAAAAAAAAUAAAACACAGUCUAGGAUUUGCAAGUAACAUUCAACCAUUGUUUAGUGUUUAGUGCCUUUGUGAGCCUGAACAAACCAUUGGGCUCCAUCACUCGCCUCACCUCCUCCCACACAACCAGGAGGAGGAAUAAAUUUAUUUAUACAUUUUAUUUCACAGAAUGUGCAGACUGCCUAAUCAUAAAAGCCUCUAAGCAAAAUACACAAUACACAUUAACAUUAUCAAUAAAGUACAGCUACAAAUAACUAUUCAGUAAUCCAUUGUUUGAAGUUGGCUUGUUUUGCCACUCAGUAUUUUAAACCAUGAAUUUGUACAGGAAUUGAGGGAAAUGAAAUUGAAUCAUGGCUUAUUCCUCCUCCCGGCCUUGUGGGAGGGGGAACACUUAAUUCCAAGGCUUUGCUGCGACUCUCAGAGGCUUGUGUGCGUAAUGGAAAGCCAUAGUUUAGCAUUACAUACAAACCAGGGCUUAGUUUCUGCUGCAUGGACAAACCUUGGGCCCGUGUGCCCCCCUCUCCUAGUUCAGCACAGCAGCAAGAUCAGAAGCUCCCACUUGCAACUAACCACAGAUUAUCAUUUUAUCUGAAUCAGGAUGUUUUUGCUUUAGACUGCGGUUUGUCCAAACAAGCCAAGAUCAAACUCUACUUUCUGAUCCUGACUUGUUCAAAUAAAUCAUAGUUAAAACUAAUGGCAAUUCCCGGUUAAGAUUAAGCAAUACUGGUGAGUUGAGAACAGUACAUGUGUCCCAGAAAGGUGUCUUUGAGAUGUGAAGCAACAACUUGCAUCAAUGCAUGUUAAAGGUUCCAGGUUCAGUCCUCAACCAUAACUAGCAGCAGGGCUGGUAAAGAGUUUUUUCCAGCAUAAAAUAUAAAUCUAUAGGUCUGUUGCAAUGACAGUGUUAACUACAAAUCCCAGUGCAUCAGGACCUCAUUGUCGCUCUGUCAUAAACUAUCAGUCAUGUUUGAUCAUCCAAAACAUCUGGUGUGAUGUGCAAGUUUGUUGUAACAUUUUAGCAUGACAAGAAGUAUAUACUGUGCUGCUUUUUCUUUCUUUCUUUUUGUAAUAGUCUGGUGAAAAAAUCCGGAUUGAAAUAGUAUCCCUCAGUCUCACGGAAUCCCAGGUUGCAAUGGAUGACACAAUAAAACGCCUGUUUGUAGAGUGCAAGUUCUCCAACUUCCCAGCAGAUGAAACACCAGUGUCGCUUCCUAAACCGAGAAGGGGACAACGGGUCUACUACAAUUAUAGCCAUGGUAUGUGCUCAUUAAAUACUAUUCUGUUAUGUUUCCAAGUCACCAGUGGUGUGGCUUCUUUUAAAGUGAUUCCAGUUUGAAUAUUAGCAGGUAGGCAUUUGGUAAGUUAUGCUUCAACUUGCGUAAGAAAGGCCCAUGAGGCCAAGCUUCCAUCUCAUCUAGGAUCCUGCUUCCUGGAGUGGCCAAACAGGCGCCAUCAGGAAGCUUGCAAGUGCCCGUCACAGAAGUGACUUGGUGAGAGGUCUAGUGCGGAUGAGCCAAUCCAGAAUCAGCAGCGAGGAUCCAGUGAGAUCCAGUUGGCUUCUUCCAUAUCACCCUUUCACUGUAGCAUAGCAAAGAUCAGGCCAGCUAUUUUCUCAACUUGCAAGCUGCCAUGGUGUUGCAGGGACUAAGACUCUCCAAGACCCCUGACACCUUAUACUUGGUUGAUUAAAGCAAGGAUACGCAAAACAUAACCUAUUGUCCACUUCAAAAGUGGUUAACAGGGUGAUCUCCAGAUAUAACUGGACUGUGUCUUCCCUCAGCUCCACCUAGCAUUGCCAGGAAUAAUGGGCUGUAGUUCAAUAACAUCUCGACUUAACCACCCCUGUUCUGUAUGCUCUCAUCCAAGGUACAGAAGUGUAUUGCAGCAAGAAUCCCAGUUUUCAUUAGGCUUGUUUAAAGGGGGAAAUUUCUAAUAAUUGUUCCAGGGAUAGUUUUAAAAAUACGAUAGCAAAAAUUGAUUAAAUUGGAAACUAGGCAAAGAAAAAAAACCCUCACUAAUACGUAAUUUUCACAAUUUUAGAAGAGGCUUUCCUCAUAUUUUCCAAUGUGAAUUUUAUAAGAAAUAUUCUAUAAGAAAUAAGCAGAACUGGUCUGUCAGUGAAUGGAUGAAGUUUCACGAUGUUCACAAGAAUUACAUCCAACUUGCAUUACUUCGGACUUUAAUUGUGAUUGAAUAUCACCCAGGAUUUAAAAAAUAACACUGACAAGGCAAGCAAAUGGAAGAGCAUCAAAUGCUCAACCCUGCUUCAGUUCAGUGGUGCUUGUCAGGAAUCAGCGCUUGGCAGAUUCUACCCCCAGUCAUUUUUAUACAUAACACUAGAGUGUCGCAUAUAAGCAGAUGAAUGCUGUUUGUUAUGCCAAGCUGUAAUAAAUUUUGAUGGCACAUUGUCAUGCAGUAAAAUACAGAAAACAUCUGUGGAUUCGUUAAUCCCCAGGAUUUCACAAAAUCCAGCAUUCAGACAUUUCCCAUUAGAAAGCUUAGAGUUAAAACUUGCACUUAUCCUUGGUACAGAGCGUACUGUUCUAAGUGAUGUAGCUAAUCAGGAACUCAUCCAGCUGUUGGUGUCAGUAACUGCUGUUAUUUGAGCGUGAUCUUAUCUAGUCUGUAUGUUUUCUGUGUCAGAAGGCUGAAGUUGGGAGUGAAAUUAUGUUAGCAGCCAACUUGGUUUAUUAUUAUGGCAUUCAUUUUCCAUAUAAAAAGUGCUCUUUGUGACUUCAUCCCCCCCCCCCCCAUCCUGGGCUUCGAAAUUUAUUGCGCAGCAAUUCAGACUUGAAAGCUGGAAUGCACCCACUCAGCUUUAUUAAAACUUGUAAUUCCAAAAAGAAACAUCCCACAUUUUAAUUCUAGCAAUUUGAACAUCUUAUUUGAACUGAUGUCAGACGGUCCUUUUUAACAUAUUAUGUUUUAAAAAGGAAAAGACAGUUCAUAUCGCUUCCAUGGCAAAACCAGGACUCACAUUCUAGCUUUAAAGCAAGUCAACUUCUUUACACUAUUCCCCUGUUCCAAGCUUACUGCUACAGGUGUGACAUCUCCACCUGUUACUGAGUGGUCUAGGUUGUCCUCUGCCUGUACAUAUCAGUCAGCAUCCACUCAUCAGAUUGUUACUUUAGCACAGAGAAGCAAACCCCACCCUUACGUCACAUGCCUAGGGGGCAGAACUAUGCAUUAGAAAUGGGAACAGAGUUCUGAAGCCAUUGAUGGGGAAUCUGUGCCUCCCCUCUGCCCAAAGCUGCUAGACUCCAACUCCUGUCAGCCCCAACCAGUGGAAACUGGAGGACCAGAGGUUCCCCCAACCCAUUUUAAACUUAUUUGGUUGUGCCAUAUUCCUUUUUUUGCUGAACCCUGUCUGUGAGGCAGCCUGAGGGUUCAGCUUGCUGCACAUUCAGGCAUAUAGCUAGGAGUACAUCAUCCAACUCUUCCUCUUGGGAAACAUUUUUUGCUGUAAUUGUCACAAAGUUAUAACUCGCCACUAAUUUCCAACAUGGUUGCUUUGUUCUUCCUAGAGAAUUGCUUAAAUAACUGGCCAUCUAAUUUCUCCUUAGUGCCAGCUUUUCUGGUAAGGGAACCGCAUAUCAAGGAAGCGCCCUAAUGAAUUUGCUGUUUGAUAAUGUCAGUGGGAAAGCCAAUAAUCUAAUAGUAAUGAAGUCAGAAUGUGUGUGUUUACUAUAGCUUUACUCCAUUUCUUAUUCAUGCCUAAUUAGAUUUGGGUAUGUAGAAUAUUAGGGGUUAAUUGAAUAUUUUCUUUAAUAAAACUGAGAUUUACAUGAUUGGCGAAGGAAGUGUACUUUGAGCUUAGAGGGAAACUAGCAGUCCCCUAGAUUUUGCAUGGAAAAAAUCACGAUAAAUCCAAAUGUAAUUUGAGAAAUCAUUAUUUCUUGGUAAAUAAUACAUUCUUUUUAUUGAGUUCUCAUUAUACUUAUAUCUUAGCACUGUGACUGGCUUUUAAAAAAACUACUUUACAUCUUAGCUGAGACAAAGAGAUCUUUUGGAAUUCUGGCAUUAUAAGCAACACAAUGUAAUGAUUUAGUGCUCUCAAUUCCUCAAGCCUGUGUUUUUUAAAAAAUCUAUAGGUAGAAGCAAGAUAGUCUUUUAAUUAAUAAAUUAAAUCUUAUUGUUAUACUAUUAUGGAACCAAAUGGUGUUUUGGUUCUUCUUAUGUGGAUCAAUCUAUCCAUGUAAAGAACUAUAUAUAGCUCUGUGUUAAGUGUAUUUCGGAAAAGAUGGAAAGCGUUCAACUAUCGGGAUGCCAGACAUAUCUAACAUCUAUUCUCCUUCAUAGUUAAACGUCCUGCUGAAAGUGAUGCAAAUCUGCCAGUCCCAUAUCCAAACAGUCCUUCCCCACCUUGGUUCCCUCCAGAAGUUUCGAACUACAACUCAUAUCUGCCCCCGGCAGCACAGAUGUGCUACCUGGGGGUGAUGAGAGUGCUAAUCAAAAACAUCUGGAAUUCAUCAGACUGGGGAAGGUUGAUGUAUAAGAACAGUUAAGUCCAUAUGACAGUUGUAUGUCACAUGUAUGACAGUUAAGUCAUACAGAGGAAGGGAAAAUAAAUUUGAACACUUCAUAACCAUACACUAUAUACACACCCACACUCUGAGUUUAACCCCCUUACCUAUGUAUUUCUCCCGAUCCAGGUCUUAGACAUGUCCCCAAACCAGCCCUGUAUCUUUGUCGCCCCAAGCUCAAGUUGAGAUACCACUGCCACUAGACCCUCUCUUCUGCUCUUUCUGGCAUGUGGCCAUCUCCAGCUAUACCCCGCUAGGUUCCUCCAAACAUCCUUCACAAUUUCAUAGGAGUACGGCUACUGUUACCUCCAGCCAACAUGGCCUAUAGCCAGGGGUGAUGGACACCAUUUUGGCGUAUGUUGGUUUCAAUAUAAGAUCCCUGGGGUAGCUUGGUUCUCUCCGAAUGCUGAUGAGCUACAGUUUUAAUCAUCCCUGACCACUGGCCACUGCUGGGGCUGAUGGGAGCUGUUGUCCAACAGCAUCUGAAUAACACCAGGUUGGCUGCCCCAGGAUAGGGCCUCAGUGUGGGUGAGUUUUAAAAUAACUUGAUCUGCUAGAGGUGAAAAUAGGAAAGCAGAAGUAAGCAGGCGAGUGUCAUGCUCAUGUUUUCAAACUCAACCGAGUGAUGAUUCUAACUUUAAGGGGGAAAUAUUGUAGAUGCAAGCAAACUGACCUUAUACUUUCCUCUAACUCAAAAUAGAUAGUUACACCGUUGGGGUCGACUCUUAAUUUCACCUUGACAAAAUGAUUUUUCCCUCCCAGACAAGGCCACCAUAAUUGAAAUAACAAAGAUUAAGUUCAGUUGAUAGACACUGAUAACAAGGAAAUAGCAUUUAUAUUUCAUAGGGCUGAGAGAAUAUUGCCAUGAGAAUGCUGAGAAGGCAAGAAAGGGGCCUGGAAAUAAGAUUAAUGAUCGAGGGCCUAAAGAAUGUUAUCUUGGCUGUAUAUAAACCUGCUUGGGAAUUGACAAUAGAAAGGGGCAAGAUUAAUGAAAUCUUCCAAAGUUUUUUUUAUGAGACCUAUAUAGAUCAGAAGCCUGUGGAGUGAGUAGUUGAUUAUUUGGACAAAUUGUAGUUACCUGAGGCAAGGCGAGAGAAAGGAGGGGGUGGUAAGAGAGAAUUGAUGUCUAGAUGCACUUUGGAUUCUGAAUAGGAUGAUAGAGGAAAGGAACUUUCCAUGUUCACAACAUGGAAAAUUCUUUUAAAGUUCUCUCUCUCUCUCUCUCUCUCACACACACACACACACACACACACACACACAAGUUUGGGACCUGUUUCAGAACAAGGGGCAGAAGCACAUUCCCAGUGAACAGAUUUUGGCACAUCUGUACUAUUCUGAGACCAUGUCAGCAUUAAGGUUUGGGGAGAAGUGUCUUUCUAACCUUCAUGGCUGUAGGAAGCAAAAUGCUGAAAGGUCCAGAAAUAAGGACACCAGUAAAAUCAAACACACCGUCACAAUGUUUUCCAGCAUCCCUUCCAAUAAAAUACUGCUUGCUUGCCCAAAUUAUCCUAGUUUAUAGGAUAGUUUGAAAUGCAUUGACUGCAUUCAGAAUAUUUUAUUCCAGCUUAAGAUGCCACCUAUUUCCUUGACACACGGCCCCUUUGUGAGCUGCAGUUAAACCAGGAAACUCUAACCGUAGUUUCCUCUUUUAUCUGAAGUGGAAAAUUAUGGUUACCAGCUUCAGAACUAGCCAGGGUAUUAAACUAACUUCAGACCAUGGUUUAAUAAAUUGGUUUGUUCUGAAGCUGGUAGCCAUAAUUCCUUGCUUUGAAAGAAAUGAGAAACUAGGUUUAAUUUAAGACUUACUCUUUGGUUGGUUGCUUUAUGCCAGAAAGUGGGGUGCUUGUGCAGGUGAAAGGCACAUUCCUAUCUUAUUAAGCCUGAGAUACGUUUCCCUGAAUAUGGAGAGUGUGACAAUAAGAAAUAGAGAGACCUGGCAUAAGUAGGUUCACUUGGGUAAGUAGUAGGGAGACUCCAGGGGUUUGAUGGGGGAGCCUUGGAUAGAGCAUUCUACCUACACACAUACAUGAUUCUUGUUUCCCAUUCGUCUGUUGGUUUCCUACUUACUAAGAGAGCAAUGGGCAAGGGUGGUAGUUAUCUUGCCACACUCACUCAUAAGAACAUAAGAACCUGCCAGAAAAGGCCAAUGGCCCAUCAUAGAUCAGCAUCCCGUUCUCAUUGUGGCCUAUGAGAAGCCCACAAGCAGGACCCGGGUACGGUGGAACCUUGUUCCUGCACUCAAUCGGAAGUUGCAUCGGACAUUCGGCUUCUGAAAAACAUUUGAAAACUGGAACACUUACUUCCAGGUUUUCAGCGUUCGGGAGCCAAAACGUCCGAGUACCAAGGCGUUUGAGAACCAAGGUAUGACUACUACAGCAUUCUCCCUCCCACAUGUGAUUCCCAGCAACUGGUAUUCGGAGAUUUGCUACUUCCAACAGUGGAUCUUUUGCUCAGUAUGCCCUCCCAUAUCCAUCGGUCCUUACAUAUUAAACCCUUCCAGGGCUUAGAGCAGAUCCCUCCCCGAUAUAAGGCUCCAUGCUCCACACCCCAUCCCGCCCCCCGCCCCCCAAAAAAACCCAAGCUUCCUGUAGAUUUUUUUAAAAAUUAUAAUUUUCCAUGUUUGUGCCUUUUUGCUUUGGUGCUUAAUCUAGAUAUUCGUGUUACGGGAAGCUUUAAAACUGGUGAAAUGAGAAUUGUUGCAUUUUGCUUUUCAAAUAAGCAGGAGCCUGUAAAACUUCAUAGAAGAGAUCAGAAGUAUAGCACAUAAGAUUUAGUGUGCAAUGUGCGGGGAGGAAAGGAAUUUUCUUCAUCUGACUUUUGUUAAGCAGUACAGUGUGAUUCCUCAAUAUUAUCCCUAUUCCAAGUUAGUGGGUGGCAGCAUUAUGGGAAUUUGGAUGAGAACAGUUGUUGGGAGCAGGCACAAAUAUUUUCUCUGCUUAAAAUAUUUAUAUCCAGCAUACAAACCAUAGUUCUUGAGGAAGCUUACAACAUUAAAAGAACAAACUAACACAGAACAGCAUGUAACAAUACAUUGUAAAAACAAGUAAAAUAUGUCAUAAAAACACAGAGCAAAAAGUAGCAAUAUGUCAUAAAAGUAAACAUCAGCGUAAUACCAAGAAACCCCCCACAGAUUAAAAAGAAUACAAAACCCGAGAUUAAUCAACCACUUAAAAACCAUUAAAAGCCUGGGUAGUCGUAGCAAUACAGUACUCAACAUUUGGCCUUGUAGGGUAACUCUGCAGUAUUAUCCCCCACAGGACAGAGGCCAAUAGAGAGUCAUUUCCCUAAGACCACUUAAUGGUUUCAUUGCAGAGGCAAAGUUUGAACUAGAGACAUCCUCAUUUGUGCCCCACUCUGCCCUCAUUUACCCAUAGCUGGUGCCCCCAAAAUCCUGUAUCCACAAUGCUUUAUUUAACAAGUUUAACAAAAAGAAAAGCGAGAGAAAACAUGAGCUCACAUUAAUAAUAAUAAUAUAAUAUGCUAAUUAAUACUAAUUUAAGGAUUUGAUAAACUAUAAAAUAUAAUAUAUCAUUAAUAUAAUAAUAUUAUUCCAUUAUAAAAAGAAAACAUGAGCUCAGACUAUAGAUUAAGAACGAGAAACACCUUUAUAUUUAAAUUCAUCUGAAAGCACAAAAAGAUUUAAACGGCCCAGUUAAAACUAACAAAGGUGAAGCCAGUUUAACCUCUCUAGAGAAUGGAUUCCAUAGUAAAGAUUCUGUCACAGAAAAGAUCCUGUCCUAUCUCCCUAUCCACCUCAGUUAUCUCCAACAACUUUUGGUCAGGAGUCUGGGACCAAGAUAAAAUUUGGUUGGCAUCUCUAGUCCUCAAGCCAACAAGAGCUCAUAUUAAUAAUACAGUGACCAGCAGUACAUCCACCUCAGUUUUAAACAUGUAAGUUGGUAUGUGUCCCAAUAGAUAUCCAAACAAAAUUGACAGUUAUAAGAAAUAGGCUUAAACGUUGCAAGGGCAGUAAGGUCCUCGGGCCAUUGCAUAAUAUAUGUUGGAUGUUUCGUCCUUCCAGGCUCGAAGUUUAAAUCUCUUGGCAACCAUAAGGACUCUCACAACCCCCUCUUAAUGUCCUGCUGAAAGUCCCGUACAAGAUGAAUAUAAUUUAAAAGUACAUGAGCAUCUGCAGAUAACAAGGAUUUAUCCAAUACAAAAUUAAUGCGCACAGUAGCUUCAGACCAAAAGGGAAAUAUCACUGGACGUGCCCACUGCAUUCUUAUCAAUUAUUUCCCCCGUAGUAUCUGUACAAUCCAGCUCAUAAAAAAUUGUCUUAAUGCUUAAAUUUGUGACUUCAUGUAUGUGCCUGUGAUAUUGGAAGAUGCUCCAAACUGGUGUCCACAUUCGUAACCUGACUGAAGGGUUUUUGUUUUUUAUUAUUUUAUUUGGGAUAUAAAGAGAUGAAUGUCAGGCUGUAGCUUUCCCCACUCUGCUGGUCUAGAAGUCUCUCUUAUUGCCUGUUCUGGCAGGAGAGGGGGAUUAAAUUACUGGGGCUGUCAGAAAGGACAAGCGCUCUGCCAUACAUUAUCGCUAUCACUGACUUUCACUGGGCGAAAGAAAGAAACCACCGUAAAUCCCCUCCAUUGCGAAGCAAUAAAAGCCACUGGCUUUCACAGUCGUGACUGCCAGGGCCAUUAACAGGAAAUGACAACUGUGUGGCAUUCUUAGAUGCUGCCUGUAUCUCUUCUGACAGUGUGAGCAUAAACCUGCCAGCAAUAUGACAAUUGGAUCACAUGACUGUUCCGACUUCCAUUCCGGCUUUCAUUGUUGAUUUUCCUUAGGAAGCAUGGAAAGAGGCAGUUAGUUCUUCCCCCACCAGGUUCUCUUCCCCCACUCCUCAAAUUAUCCCUUUUAAAAAUAGUGUUACACAAGUUCCCAUAACGUACCAUAGGUUAACUUUUCACAUGUCUUCUGUUCUCACAGCUAAUUUCACAAGCUGGUAUUUUAAAAGCUAUUUAUUUAUUUUUGCAUUCCUUUUACAAGGCAAAUUUAAACAAAAAGUUAACUGGAUAUGUAGGCAAUUAAGGGAAUGCCUCAGAUUAAUUGUCCCAGUAUUUCUAUUUUGUACUGCACCAUUUGGUUUAUUGCUCUUACUGUAUUUGUGUAUUUAUUUUUUAACUGCAUUGAAUUUUUUAGGAAAGGUGGGCGAUAAAUGUUUUAAAUAAAUAAAAGAUAUGUGCUCCAUCCAGCAGUCUGUUGCAGAUCUGAGUACUCCAGGUGAACGCACAGAACGUCCCCUCCUGCUUUUACCCCAAAAAGCUUUCCCAUUCAUUUUGAGAGGGAGGGCGCCAUUACAUGCAGCUGAAUUGCAAUUAAGAAAUAAGCUAGCGUGCACAAGAAUUUGAUCUGUGUAUCUGCAUGCAUGCAUGGUUCUGGAUUGGAAUAGUGGGGUGGAAUCUGCAUGGAUCCUUUUAGGCUAAGCCAGCCCUAUUCCAUAAGCAAUCACUUUAUUUAUUUAUUUAUUUAUUUAUUUAUUUCUACCUACCCAACCCAUCCGGCUGGGUCUUCCCAGCCAGUCUGGGCAGCUUCCAACAGAAGGCUGAAAAUACAUUAAAACAUCAGUUAUUAAAAACUUCCCUAAACAGGGAUGCCUUCAGAUAUCUUCUAAAUGUCAGAUAGUUGUUUAUUUCUUUGAUAUCUGAUGGGAGGGCAUUCCACAGGCCCACUACUGAGAAGGCCCUGUAACUUUGCUUCUUGCAGUGAAGGAACCGUUAAAAGACCCUCGGCGCUGGACCUCAGUGUCCAGGCUGAAUGAUGGGGGUGGAGACACUCCUUCAGGUAUACUUGGCCGAGGCCAUUUAGGGCUUUAAAGGUCAGCACCAACACUUUGAAUUGUGCUUGGAAAUGUACUGGGAGUCAGUGAAGAUCCUUUAGGACUGGUGUUAUAUGGUCCCGGCGACUCCCAGUCACCAGUCUAGCUGCCGCAUUCUGGAUUAGUUGUAGUUUCCAAGUCACCUUCAAAGGUAGCCCCACAGAGAGCGCAUUGCAGUAGUCCAAGCAGGAGAUAACUAGAGCAUGCACCACUCUGGCGAGACAGUCCGUGGGCAGGUAGGGUCUCAGCCUGCAUACCAGAUGGAGCUGGUAGACAGCUGCCCCGGACGCAGAAUUGACUGCGCUGCCUUGGACAGCUGCGAGUCCAAUAGCCAGCAGAUGUCUUGUAAGUGCUUGGGAGGAAUUCAACAUAGCAUUAAUAAGAUUGCUCUGUCAGUGCAAGCAUUUCUGCCUGCCUGAUGGAAGGAUCUAUUCUAGAAUUUCUCUCAUGCCACCACUGAGCCAAUUGGGGCAGAUGAGGUGGGAAGCCCCAUUGCACUAGCAAAAGUCAUUGUGUGGGCUUCUGCUAGUUGGACCCAUUACUUGAACCAGUCUCUUAUGUUUGUACCCCAAAAAAGGUGCCCCCUAUGCAAAAGGGGGGGGGGCAUUUCCACUGCUUUUCUGUGCUUCCUGUUUCAUGUUCUAUAUUUACAGUUAGGAAGUGCUUCCUUACAUUUAGAGCAAUGUGCUUCCCUGUAGUUCAAGGACAGUGUUUCUCCUAAUACCACUUGCUGGGGAGCAGCAGUGGAACCCACCUGCCCUGCUUCAAAAGGUGGGCCACUCAGAACAGGACCAUUGGAGAAUGUCUUCAAAGACAAGCCAACUCAAAUGUGGGAGCCAGUGUCUUACACUCAGUGCCUUGCAUCAAGAGUGCUUCAGGAAACAGAUAAUAAACAAAUGGAAAUGGUUGAUAUACUACAUUAUUUAUUGCACUGCCUACCAUACACCUGUUGCAGAAAAAUAUAUAUGGUUAUCUUGUGUCACAGUGUGUGUGGAGAUAGGUGAGCAAUACAGGUAAUAGUAACUGACUUACUUUCUGAUGAAUGCAGAAAGUUGCACUGUUUCCAAUUGCUGCAAAGAAAAUCCAGCUGCAAAUCUUGAACCAAACACCAGUGCUUUGUAGAAGGUGGCUUGAAAAUUUGAGCCAGUUAAAUCUAUGAGUAAUACUAGAAAGUUUUAAGUUUAUUUUAAUUUUGAUUACAUUUUGAACAGAGAGUAUAUUUAUCCGUGUUUUAUGUCCAUGCUGAUAGGGAUUUUGCUGUAUUUGCAGUAGCCUAUGGCUACAAGCAUUAAAUAUUUAUUAGAUGUGGGUGGGGGGGAAAUCCCCCUCUUUACCACAUUCCAACCAACUCUGUGAUAUGCACAGCUGAGCAGUUAAAUGUAUUUAAGACUCAACAAAAUCAUUAUAAGGGCCCUCAAACAUAAGGAUUCUAAUCCCACAGGUAUUUCUACAUUUUGCUUUCCUUUUCUAAAAGUAGAUACUUCUCUGGAUUAUGUAGCAUUAUGUCUACUUUCUGUUCAUCUACACUACACUUUCUUAUUUAUAAAAUUUGCCGUUUAGUGGAUUCUGGUUUUUAAUUCUGUUCCUCAAAGCAGGGCAUUAAGAACUAUCCCACAAUCCUUCCCUUCAGUGUGAGGGGGAGAAAUUGAGUACAGUAAAAGGAUUUACUUACUCAUUAAAGGAUACAUAUGGUAACAUCUUAUACAGAAGCAGACCUUUGGUACAUUUAAACAUUUGGUAGAUUCUACUCCAGCUGAAAUGAGCUCUCUUACUUUAAACCUUGAGUUAAGGCAACCUUCCCCAGUCUUGGGCCUCCAGAUGUUGGACUACAACCCAACAUCAUUCCCAGCCAGCAUGACCAACAGGCAAAGAUGAUGGGAGUAAUAGUCCAAAAACAUAUGAGGACUCAAGGUUGGGAAAGACUAGGUUAAGGGGGCUUUCCUAGCCCAAUGAACCGGGGGGACUUGUGCUCCCCAACUCAGCUGUGAUCCUUCGGAGUUGUCCAGAAUGAAAGAAAAAUAAAAUAGAAUCAUGCCACAUUGUAAUGUACAGUCAUCUAAGCCAUAAACAGGAACUGUUCAUCAUGGACAUUGGCUGAAGGAAUAUUUGAAUACAGGUGUGUUCCCAUGUAGUAAGAAUUUAUACCACUGAAAUUUCAUAGCGAUUGGAUACCUGCCUUAUCCAAUGGACCCCUGUUCAUCAAAAAGAAAAUAAUUUUACUAUAAAGUCUGUAGGCAUUCUUCGCCUUACCAUGUCAUUCCUCUCUGCAGCUGGGCUUUGUGGGAUAAUACCCAUUUUGAUGACUUAAAACGAAAGGAAGUUACUUUGAAAACUAACUAGCAGAGCAAAUUGUGUUCAUUUCGUUCAUUGCAAGUAAUCACAGCCAUUGCCAUUUCCUGUUGCGUUUUUCAGUGAUACAUGUGGACCAGGCAAACAACAAAGUGAAGCGCGAUUUCCUCAAGGCCAUGCUUCAAGGAUCCGAGCCCAGCCCUGGAAGGUAAAUUUUGCAGCAGAAUGGGUCAGAUGCCCUUCAACUUCACAAUUUUGUAUUUCCGUGUAAUAAAUGCUACAUGUUUUUUUUCAAGGGUACAUGAUGUUGUCACAUAGUAGCACCUGAAUUUUAUUCAUUAUUUAUAAUUUUCAUUCCCCCCCCCCAAAAAAAAACCAGAAAAGAACAACAAGCACAAUGUGUACCAUUUUUCCCCCUUCAACAGGACAGUCAUUCUCCUUGUAAAGGAGUAAUUGAUCCAUGCCGUUUUGAUUGUGGUUCAGAAUAGCUGCUGGUUCAGGUAGAAGGGUUCCCAGUCAGCCUUUCACACAUUUAAGUUAUCCAUAUAUAGACAGAUAAGCAGUGCAGACCUGAGGGUAGUACUUGGCAAUAAGACGGUAGUCUUUGUUUUCUCUAUUUUACUUUAAAAUUGAGCUUCAUAUGUUGGCUGGUGCACAAUUUUUUAAUGGAAUCCGACAGGAAGUGCCAUAAAGUGAUCCCUUAAGAGCAGGCAUGUAUCACAUCUAAAGCACUUUGAAGUUCAGAAAGAUUUUUCUUUUCUUUUUUUCAUUUCUGCAAACAAGGAAAGGACUUCCAGAUUUACUGCAUACAUUAGUAAGAUGGAUAACAUGCUGGUGCGAGCAGAACUCCAAAUAAAGUUACAGAUUUCCCAAUAGUGCCAUAUUCUGUAUCCCGAUCGUUGUUUCACAGGACUAAUUUGAGUCCAGUGACUAAGCAGGAUCUUUCGCUCAAAUGCUGAAAUUCCACAAACAUUGGCAUGCUGCCUCUGUACAAUCAUUGUGCAAGGUUAAGUCCAUGUCAUUCCAAGGGUAGAAGAUUAAAUCCUUUCCCACUGAAAUCUUUCGAAAGCCCAUGCAUUGAACGCGAGAUAGAUAACUUUUUCCUUGUGUUCUGAAAUGAUUCUCCUCUUCCCUCACCUUCAAAGCCUCCAGGGAAAGGCCACAGAUUCCUCAGGAAGCAAAUACCAUUGCUCAACCAUUCACCUUAUGUCACAACCAGCAGUUAGUAAUGCUCAAGUCUCAUUUAUUUCAGUAGGAAUCCAAUGCACAUAAUUGUGGGCAUGUAUUGGUUUAAUUCCUACAUAUUCCCACAAUUAUACUCUGUCCUGUGUUACAUUUUGAAGGGCAAGGUAUAAUCUCUUAAAAUAUAUUUUUUUAAAAAAAUUAAAUCAGAUUAUAUAUAAUCUCAAAAUACAGUGUGCUAACAUGUCAUUCAGAUCCACUCCUGCUUUAUAACAGGCUCACUAGAAACAUGUUUCCCUUACUGCUGACAUCUUAAUUAUGUGGAAUUGGUGUACAUAUUCCAUCGCCAUGCUUCAAACGCUGCUUUUUACCAUCUAGAAUUAGGUUGAAAGAACUAGAUGCCUCUUUCUUGAUCUAAUUUGUCUUGUUGGAGAUUCUUCAUCACUCUCUUGUGAUUGUCCUUCUUGAAUUAUAUAGCUCAGUAGCAGAGCAUAUGCUUUGCAUGCAUAUUCAUGUUCAAUCUCUGGCCUCUCCAGUUAAAAGGAUAUCAUGUACCUUCUCUGAGCAAGACCAUGGCAAGCUCCUGCCAAUCAGAAUACACAGUACUAGGCUGGGUGGCUGAGUAGUCUGAGUCACCAUAGGUUGUGCUUAUCAGCUCUUGCCUUGCGGUGGCCAGAAAUGGACACCGUACUUCAAAUGAGAUCUCAUGAGUAGAUUCUGCCCCAAACCAUAUAAAUCUGUACCUUGCCCUCAUUGCAAACAAGAUGCUCACUUUCUUGUUCAGUUGCAUUUAGUCAUUCAUUUUGAAAUCCCUACCUUUUCCUAGAAAUCUGGUUUUUGACCCUUGCGGUUAAAGGUACUGUUCCGCGUGCAUUUCAAAAGUGUGGAGCAUCGGCAAUAAAAUAGCAAUUCAUGCCCUGCUGUGGCAUCAUAAUUACCAUAAUGCCAUGACUGGCACAACCAGCUUUCCAUGUGGAUCACUUGCGUGCCAAGCCAGGACAUCUCCCUCUGUGGGGAAUUAGUAUGGCAGCUCAGCACGUGGCUGAACACGUCCACACAAAAAGGCAUCUGCAUCUGCUACGGUAUCCGCAAAAGGCUUCCGCCACAUGGAAGCGUUUUUCAGAAGUUAGCAUCCCACCUCCAGAACAUCUGAAGCAAGCCUUGCCGUCUGGGCAGGCUCAUCCAUAAAGCCUCCUCACUCUCAUUCCACCUUUUAGAAGUUGGGCCAUCAGGAAGGGAGAUGCAGCCCUCGAAUGCACAGACGCAGCACAUUUUGAAGUUGGCGUAUUGCUCCCUCGGCACAUGUUUCCUAUCACAAUGCCUUAUAUAAUAAUAAUAAUAAUACCAGAACUUUUUUCCCCCCAUUUGAAACAGGAACUAAAAACUUUAAAGUUUAGGAAACCAAAGGACCCAGGAUAAAAAUAUCAUUCCAAAUUGGCUGCACAUGGUCUAGCUAUAGCGAUAGGCUAAAUCAGUGAUAACGGAAAUUAGGACUAAAAUUGCGUAACUUGAACACUGAACCCAUACUUCUCCAAAGGCCUCCCCUCCUCAGUCUCUCAGCAGUAGGGGCAAGGGGGACUGUAAUAAUAUUGGUCUAUUACCUGUUUGAAAGGAGUGCGGAAAGUUUGGAACUCUUGAAAUGUGUUCUAUAAAUGCAGAGUUUUAGUAAUAUGAUAAGAAGCGCACAUCAGAACCAAACCACCCACCCAGAUUUUAUAUUUCAAACCCUUUGAUUUAAAUCUGGGAUGGCUAACCUGUGGCACUUCAGAUGUUAUUCAAUCACAGCUCUCAUCAGCCCCAGCCAAUAGGAAUUAUGGGAGUUUUAGGCGAACAGCAUCUAGAGGAGGUUUGCCAUCCCUGGUUUAAAGGCUCUUCCCACGGAUUAAUCAAGUUACAGUGCAUCCCUGUACCUCUCUACUGUGAAGUAAGCCCCACUGAGUACAGGGAACUUUCACCUGACAUAUAGGAUUGUAUCCUAAAAAAAUUAAUAAAUUAAUUUAACCAGUUUAACAUCUGGGGGCCUUUAAGGCAGCAAGAGUUUCUUUAAGCCUAGAAGGGUGAAAUGAAGGGGAAAGGAAUGAGAUGCCGGUUUUGUUGGAGCAGAUAACACAGAUAACAAGCACACUCACAACAAAUCUCACAGAAUAGGGUUCGAUCAAUAGUAUAACCCCACUUUAACCCACUAACAUUUCAUGAAAUGAAAGCAAGAUUUGGCUUCAGUCCUAUCUUAUGUAGGAAGGUGCUUCCCCUUACCAUUCCCAUUUUGAUCUUUUAGAAGCGAAUGUGUUUUCUAAAACAGUAUCUACAAUAUCAACAGUGGGAUUAAUUCUCACUGACGUUGAUGUUUCAUAGAUGUCAUUUCUUGACAUACGCAGCAUACUUUGACUGUCUACAAAGCCAACAUUCUGUGGUCUGGCUAGACCUCCCGAUUGUGGCAUUGAUGAAGGUGCCAGGGAAAGUUAAUGAGUUACAUGUGUCUCUAUGGUUUGUACUAUUCCGUGUUUUCAAGUAAACAAACGCAGGAGAACAUAGCAGGGGGAAGUAGUGGGAAGUAGGCUAUUUGUCUGCUCCUUAAAGGAUAAUGUACUUUUAAAUUUGCCCCAAAUAGUAUUUUAGUUUUAUUCUGUAUCCUGACUCAAGCGAGUGUCGCAUUCCAAAGGACAGUUCGUUCCAAUUCUUUGUACUUAAGUGGAUAAUUUUAUUGGCAGAACUUACAGCGCGUCUUAGCAUUGUGACUAAGAUACUUUAUGCUGUGAGGAAUGCAUACAGCUAGAGGACAUUCUCAUAUAUUUUACAUAUGUGUUUGAAAGCUCUGUUUAACAGAAUCGUGGGAUCUUCUCUUGCUGACAAAAGGUUUUUGUGGUGUGGUUUUUUGAGAGAGAGAAAGACAGAGAGAACAAUACAGAUACAAAGGGAAAGUUGUCUUCUUGUGUACAUAUUUAAAAAAUUAAUACGUUUAAAGCCAAGACUCACAAUGUCAUAUUUUCUGCAGCUUAACCUUGUUGCAUGUUCUUGGAAGGCCACAUAGUUGUUGUUGUUGUUGUUACUUCCUGUGAACUUUCUGGUGAAAGAAUGGCACUGCGGCCACCACAGGCACUGGCCAUGUCCCUGAUUUUUGCUCUUUGAAUAGCAGAACCAUGUGGCCUGUCACAAAAGGGGCUUGACACUCAGAGUUUCUUUAAAAAAGAAAGAAAACAUUUGCCACACAGCAUGUCAAACUGUUCUUCUUGACCUUCAAAUCCAAAUCUGCAGUUCCUUGCAUCCUCACCAUCGGCUGCAGACCUCUGAAUCCAUUGGACAGUACUGGGAACUGGAGCCCCAGGACAGGAUUCAAAGAGCUACUUGGAAGUUUGUCCAAGGCCUUUAGGGAGCCAAGUGGGAUUUUUUGCCUCUAUAUCCAUUUCACCCACACCAGCACAAUGUUGCAUCAUCAGCUGCUUUUGAAAAACUCCCUUGAGUGAUGGGUUGUCAUUCAGCAGAGGAGUGGGGCGGCAGGUGCUUUAUCCCGAAGCUGCCUUGAGCAUAUACAUAAGCAUAUGCUUAGGGACUGUUGCUCAAUGGUUAUAGCAUUUACUUUGCAUACAGAAGGUCCCAGGUUCAGUCCCCAGCAUCUCCAGGUAAGGCUUGAAAACAUCCUUGUCUGAAACCCUGGAGAACCAUUUCCAGCCACUGUAGACCAUAUUGAACUAGACGGGCCCAAUGGUCUGACUCUAUAUUAGGCAGAUUCCUAUAUUCCUAUGCUCUUUGCAUCCUGGUCCCUCACUGAGUAUGUUGGGAACCUCUCAACAGUGUUGUAGCCCUUAUAGAACAGGAGGAACAGAGCAAGGGCAUAGGAAGCUGGUCUAAAGCCGUGCACGAUGAUCUCAAAAUGAGACUGCAGCCUAGUUUCCUUCUGAAAAUGCUAUACACACCUUGGGCUGACAAUUUCCCCCAAAUGUGCUAUUUACUGCAAAUGGCACUCUGAGUAGGAAAUAGCCACAAGCAGUAAUUUCUGGCAGGAAACUGGUGGAUUGGGGCCCUGUGGCUGCUUUCCCUUUAAAAUUAAAGCACCCAGUUCUUAAAAGUGUGAAUAAUUUGUAAUUGACCCUGAGAUUCUCCAAUGGAAGUUAAAACUGAAAUACCAAAAAUAAUUAUUUGAGUUCAUUACCUCCUCCCCCUUCGUUUUUUCCCUUCUCAGCAUACGAUUUACAGUAGUAAGUGACCCUCCAGAGGAUGAGCAAGAUCUUGAGUGUGAAGAUAUUGGCUUUGCAUACGUCAGUCUAAUGGAGAUAUUUCGGAAAGGGCAAGACGUCAUUGACCAAGACAUCAACAGUGAGUUUGAGGGCAUUUUCUCUUUAGUUUUGCUUUCUCACAGCUCUGAGGAUUGUAUCCAAUGCUAGUUCUACUUAGAGGAGACCCACAGACAUUAAUGAACCUAAGUUAUUCAGGUUCAUGUACUUUUUUGAGUCUACUCUGAGUAGCACUGGCUAUAACCCUCAGUUCCCAAAUCUUUCUCAGGUUUGUUUGGGCUUCCACCCACCUCCCGCUUGGAGAGGUGGAAUUUUUAUCAGGUAGUCCUAUAGAAAGAGAGAUAGCAAAGAAGACCCAACUCAUUUUGUUGUCUGGAACAAAGGACAAAAUAGCACUUCCCCCCUUCUCCAUUCCAUGUGCAAAACACAGCCACUGCAGAGUGUUCCCCACCACACCUGAGCAGAGGCCAUGUGACACACACAACUCUCAUCACCCCUCAUCACCUGCUGACUGAGGCAGCCACUUUACCUAAUGAUAGAGCUGGCCCAGAUAAAUAUUUUUAUAAAAGUGGAUUUUGGAUUGUGGCAGUUCUUGGAGUGCUAUUCCAGACCUCAUAAGUGAAAUAUAGUUAUAAAAGGUGUAUUAGCAGCUGGUGGUGUUUGGGAGGAGUUUACUGCAAUUCCUAAAACAAGACUGAGCCCACCAUCUUCCUUACAACUUAGGUACAUUCUUCUGAACCAGACAUCCAGCAUUUGUUCUUGAACUGGUAAUCUUAGGUCACAACUAGAUGGGUUUUUUUGGUUGUUUAUCCUGGAUUUUGUCCGUAUCUUUGCAACAGCUCAGUUAGGUUAGGGCUGGGAGAUGAGUGACUGGGCCUGUUUUACCCAGUGAAGCAAUGUGGAAACUUGAACGUGGAUCUCUCUGCACCAUGCUGGUUUUCUGUGUGAUUGAGGACAUGUGUUUUAGAAGAUCCAGCUUUCAUAUUCUGGAUUGUAAACAAAAAUUAAGGCAGUUUUCCAUUUUGGAUACGCUGGGAAACUGGUUUAAUAAACAGCAAUGGAAGUACUGAGCUGUGGGUGGAGGGAAAGGAUAAGGUUGGAGGACACAUACAUAAGGCUCCUUCUUAGUCCAAUAAACCAUGGUUUAUUACAUCAAGAUUGUUACAGCUACCCUAAAUUCCCAGGAAGAUAAGGUGAAUCUUGGACAGUCAUUAACCUAUUAGUCAUGGGGAGGGACCAUGUGCAGCCAAUUUGGAAUGUCUUUUUUUAAUGCAGUGUAAUCUACCUAGGAAGAGCUCACUGUUGUGCAGGACAGCAGGUUUCAUCUUCCUCCACCAUAAGAAGGUGAUGGCAGUGGUCCUUCACCUGUGUGUUUUUAGUUGGCGAGAACCCAGGACUUUCCACAACUCUUAUCUCGUUCUGCCUGUGUUAAACGUAUGCUCCCCAUCUGGAGAUGUGGUUAGCUCAUGGUCUCAAAAGAGCAAUUGACUGCGGUUCUCAGAUGCGCUUACUUGAAAUGGCCAAGAGUUCUGUUACUACAACACACACACACACCAAUCUCUUUGUGCGUGUGAAUGAAGGGCCUUUGCAUUUCUGCACCCGAAGUCGAAGCUCUUCAAAGGUGUGGAAUGCGAGGGUCUGUGAAUUUGCUAUUGACAUUGCUUUCCCUCUCUGCUUCUUUUCCAGUUUUGGAUUCACCAGAUGGUGGAGCGGUAAUUGGGAAGCUCAAAGUAACAGUAGAAGCCCUCCAUGCUCUGCGCGCAGUCUAUGAGGAGGUCUGAAAAUGAGAGCCUGUGUCGACAGAUGUGCUUUCUCCCCACAUAACCAACACACAGGCUAGAUCUAGGAAGAGAGAGAGAGAGAUGCUACAGAAUAUUUAAUGUAUAAUUUAUAUGUGAAGGAUGCACAAUUUGCAGCUGUAAACUUUGUAUAUUUUCCUGUCUGUUUGGAUUUUCCUUUUUAUACAUUUCCCUCCCCAACACACACCCUUAAGGCUACAGCCCCUACCCCACAAUGGACACCAGCUUGUAAAUAAUUAAUACCUACAUGAUUGAAUGAUGUGCUUUAUUUGCAUUUUCAACAUGAUGUUUGCCUUAACAUAAAACAGUAAUAAAAAUGCAAGUCAAAUUUUUAAUUUUUAAUAAAAUAAAAAAACCUUAAGCCUUAGAAAACUGAUUAAAAAUACUUUUAUGUUAUCCCUAAUCACCCCACUAAAUGGAAUGCCUGCGAUUAGCCUCAUUAAGGAUUUUAUACUGUGAAGCUUUUAUUAGAAGCAAUAUAUGAAAAUUACUUGGAUUAAUGUGUUAAUCUGCCUCUUUAAAAUGCUAAUAUCCAUUUUAUGCACAUUAAAUCUCAGUAUGCGUUUUCUUUGAUGCAUGCCGUUUCUAUCAAUUAAAUAUAAAGAAGGA